AUGGCCGCCAUGCAGUUACUGGCUGUCACACCAAGCAAAUCCAAUAAUAUUCUCUGGACUGCAUAUUCGUCUGUGUAACACAUAUCUAAAACGGCAGACAGGGCUGCUGUUUACUUCUAAGCGCUCGUUGCGCCACACAAAAUAUGUCCGACGUGCCACCCCUAAGAUGGCCGCCGCGAGCAGUCACCGCCGCACGCUCUCUAGGCAGACUUAGCGUCCGCAGCCGGUGACGUCACGGAUCGCCAGCCUGAGCCACCGGAAGCAGCUGCGCAGUCGGGAGGCUGGAGCCAGAGCUGCUGGUAUUGCAGUGGGAGCAGGUUUGGGGAUAUUGUCCAGGUACUGUCCUGUGCUGAGCCUGUACAGAGACCACGUGAGGGGAUGCAGGAUAGAUGGUGGCUUCUAGUGUGCUCUUGUGAUCUGCUCACUAUCUGUCAUGUCCUAUAUAAACAAUCUCUGUAUAGGUAGAUAGUGCAGCAUAGUGUGUGUGGGGGGUUACACUGGGACAUUAGUGGACACUGCUCAAAUUAUUUCAUAAAUAUUUUAUAUAAUUCUUUUAGUUCAUUCAAAGUGUACCAUGCAAUGUGAACAUCUAUCCUGUGAUUGUUAUAUGUCAUUAUUUAUGGUGAGAUUGUAAUUGUGAUCAACAGAUGUGAAAUGUUUUGUUUUUGUUAAUUUUAUUAUUAUUUUUUUAUUUUAUUUAUUUAUUUAUUUUUAUUGCUGGUGCAGUUUGCCCAUGUUGUGAAAAACAAAUUAUAGGGCAAGUUUCUAAAAUAAAGCUGGAGCAAUCAGACGGGAAAUGUAUUAGGUUUCUCAAAUUAUUAGAUGCGAUGUAGUUAUAAAGGUUCUAAUAGGCAACCUUUGGCAUUCCAGAUGUCUUGGACUACAGAUCAUUUGAUGCUUUACCAGCAUUUUGACUGUAAGAGCAUUAUGUAAUCCCCAACAUCUGGAGUGUCAACAUCUGGGUUGUAUGUUAAUGCAGUUGAAAUAGAGAUAUUUACAACUGUGGCAGCUACAGUGGAGGGGAGUGUUUAGUAUCCCUUUUGUGCUAAGUGCAAACCCCACAGUACUCAGUGUGAAGAUGCUACAGGUUGUGGAUUGCCACAAUAAGUAUUUUGGGUCGGCAGGUGCACUUACAGUUGCAAGAAAAAGUAUGUGAACCCUUUGGAAUGAUAUGGAUUUCUGCACAAAUUGGUCAUAAAAUGUGAUUUGAUCAUCAUCUAAGUCACAACAAUAGACAAUCACAGUCUGCUUAAACUAAUAACACACAAAGAAUGAAAUGUUGCCAUGUUUUAUUGAACACACCAUGUAAACAUUCACAGUGCAGGUAGAAAAAGUAUGUGAACCCCUAGAUUAAUGACAUCUCCAAGAGCUAAUUGGAGUGAGAUGUCAGUCAACUGGAGUCCAAUCGAUGAGAUGAGAUUGGAGGUGUUGGUUACAGCUGCCCUGCUCUAUAAAAAACACACACCAGUUCUGGGUUUGCUUUUCACAAGAAGCAUUGCCUGAUGUGAAUGAUGCCUCGCACAAAAGAGCUCUCAGAAGACCUACGAUUAAGAAUUGUUGACUUGCAUAAAGCUGGAAAGGGUUAUAAAAGUAUCUCCAAAAGCCUUGCUGUUCAUCAGUCCACAGUAAGACAAAUUGUCUAUAAAUGGAGAAAGUUCAGCACUGCUGCUACUCUCCCUAGGAGUGGCCGUCCUGUAAAGAUGACUGCAAGAGCACAGCGCAGACUGCUCAAUGAGGUGAAGAAGAAUCCUAGAGUGUCAGCUAAAGACUUACAAAAGUCACUGGCAAAUGCUAACAUCCCUGUUAGCGAAUCUACAAUACGUAAAACACUAAACAAAAAUGGAUUUCAUGGGAGGAUACCACAGAGGAAGCCACUGCUGUCCAAACAAAACAUUGCUGCACGUUUAAAGUUUGCACAAGAGCACCUGGAUGUUCCACAGCAGUACUGGCAAAAUAUUCUGUGGACAGAUGAAACCAAAGUUGAGUUGUUUGGAAGAAACACAGAACACUAUGUGUGGCGAAAAAAAGGCACAGCACACCAACAUCAAAACCUCAUCCCAACUGUGAAGUAUGGUGGUGGGGGCAUCAUGGUUUGGGGCUGCUUUGCUGCGUCAGGGCCUGGACGGAUUGCUAUCAUCGAAGGAAAAAUGAAUUCCCAAGUUUAUCAAGACAUUUUGCAGGAGAACUUAAGGCCAUCUGUCUACCAGCUGAAGCUCAACAGAAGAUGGGUGUUGCAACAGGACAAUGACCCAAAGCAUAGAAGUAAAUCAACAACAGAAUGGCUUAAACAGAAGAAAAUACGCCUUCUGAAGUGGCCCAGUCAGAGUCCUGACCUCAACCCGAUUGAGAUGGUGUGGCAUGACCUUAAGAAAGCGAUUCACACCAGACAUCCCAAGAAUAUUGCUGAACUGAAACAGUUCUGUAAAGAGGAAUGGUCAAGAAUUACUCCUGACCGUUGUGCACGUCUGGUCUGCAACUACAGGAAACGUUUGGUUGAAGUUAUUAAUGCCAAAGGAGGUUCAAUCAGUUAUUAAAUCCAAGGGUUCACAUACUUUUUCCACCUGCACUGUGAAUGUUUACAUGGUGUGUUCAAUGAAAACAUGGCAACAUUUCAUUCUUUGUGUGUUAUUAGUUUAAGCAGACUGUGAUUGUCUAUUGCUGUGACUUAGAUGAUGAUCAGAUCACAUUUUAUGACCAAUUUGUGCAGAAAUCCAUAUCAUUCCAAAGGGUUCACAUACUUUUUCUUGCAAUUGUAUAUACAAAGUUAACAUAUAAAUGUGCCAGUUUCUAUUGAAAUCUAUUUUUAUUAAACAGAAAAAAAGAGGAAACCCUUCAGCAAGCUAAAAUACUUUAGGGGUCUAGAGUGCCCCUUUAAGAGUAACUGGUGAACAAAACAGUCAAAAUGGUUCUGCCAUCAACACAGUACGUGGACUUCAAAAUUCUCUUCAGAUAUGUGUUACAGUUUGGUCUGUACAUUUCCUUGGCAAAAUGUAUACUUGUGUUAUUGCAAGCAUAGAUUACGAGAUGUACUAACUAAAGCAGUGGUUCCCAACCCGGUCCUCAAGUACCCCCUAACCGUACAUGAUUUGGGGAUUACCCAGUUGUGUCGUAAGGUGUUUUUAGAAAAGGAGAAGAAGAAAAAAAAAAAAAAACCACUUUAGUCACAACAAGGUAAUCCCUAAAUCCUGGACUGGUAGGGGGUGCUUGAGGACUGGGUUGAUGAACUAAUAUAUUGUAUAGUGACAAUUUUAUCUAUAAAUUGCCAGCUUGUUAUGUUUGCAGAACUGUCACAUUUGAAGAUUCUGGUUAGUCAAUGAUAAGUAAAUAGAAAGCCCAAUGCAAAUAAAGUCGAUGUGUGUUUUUGUAGAGGGACCUGUAGACCAUUACAUGCUUACUUCUUCCAAACAUUCUUUUUGUUAAUAUAUAAAGACAGCCUGCCAUUAAAUGUGUCAUAUCAGAGGCUUACAGUGGGUUUGGCUAAGGCAGGCUUCCCCAAACUCCGGCCCUCCAGAUGUUGCUGAACUACAACUCCCAUGAUACUCAGCCUAUCUCAUUCAUAGUUGUAGUUCAGCAACAUCUGGAGUUUGGGGAAGCAUGGGCUAAGGUGACAGGUUUAUGGUGCAGCGUCCUGCAAAACGAAUGAUUUGAGCAUUCAAAAGAGAAAAAUUAUAUAUACAGAAUCUUAAUGAGGUCAAAACCUAUUAAAUUAAUUAAAAUUGUAUUGAUAUCUGGAGUGUCCCUUUACAAUGGAGCGAUUUUGGUGCUUAGACUGGUCCUGGAAAGUGAACCUCUCAUCCCUAGAUUGUGUGGGUGGCACAUUCAUUUUCUUGUUGGUAUACCUCGAGCCAGGUCUGGUACGGAAGUCUCCAGAACCCCUGCUGGUAUCUCUACUACUCAGCUGCCAUGGGUUAUCUAAAAUUGCACCCCCAGUGUUCAGUUACCACGUGUGGUUCCGAGGGAAAUCUUAACCAUUGUUAUUUUAAUCUGACAAUCCCUGUAUUAUAUAUAUAUUUUUAAUUAAAUAAAAAGAGCUAUAAAAUUUCAUGUAUGAUUUUGUAAGUUGCUCACAGGGCCCUAAGGUGCAACUAGGCCUGGAUGGUUGGUGGUACGUUUGUCUUAAAAGUAGAACAACAGACCACAGCUCUCUCAUUAGACCACACCAUGGGCCAGCCAGUUAAAAUCAAAAGAGAAAGCAAUCUCUGUUUGAUCUAGUCGCUGGGAUAGGAUGUUCUUGCAGUUCUGCACUUCUUCUUUUCAAUGCUCUCAUGAGAUCUAGAGUAGUUGACAUGUAUUUUUUUUUUUUUUUUUUUGUGUUGUGUUUUCUUUUUCACCAUACUAUACAACACUUUAUUGUAUAACACAUGCAUGUAUCAUAUUUCUGGCAGCUUUACACAGACUUUUUAUCAGUUUUACGUCUCCCGAUGUACCACUAACUAAACUAACGCCUUUAUGAUUAUUUUUUGCAGACAAUGGACAGUGUUUUCAUACAGCGCAGUGUUAAAGUCUUGCAGGCUCUGAACAAACAGAGGGAAGAAGGCAGAUAUUGUGAUGCCACGCUGGUAGUUGGCAACACUAACUUUAAGGCACACUGGAGCAUUUUGGCAUGUAGCAGCCAUUUUUUUCAAACUCUUUAUGGGGACGGGACAUCUACAAACAUAGUGUUACAUGAAAGUUUCUCAGAAGUCAUUGGACUUGUGCUGGAUUUCUUGUAUACUGGGGAGCUGGCUCUUUCUCAGCAUAAUGUUCAGAAGGUUCUUCUGGCUUCAAGGGAACUUGGGAUUUAUGAGGCUGCAGAAGUCUGUGAAAGGUUUCAACCAAAAUGCUACGAAUCAGGUGAUCAGAAUGAAGACUAUUUUCAAGAGUCCGGCACAACUGAAACUUUAAACGGGCACUUGAAGCAAGCAGAGGAGUCUGAUGGUGAAGAAGUCUUCAAAGGGAUUACAGAGUUAAGCAACACAUUGACCCAAGAAACUGUACCUGGACAGAGCAACGGACAGGAGAGGAGCCUUUCCUUACUUCAGAUGAGUGAGGAUGAUUCCCCCACCCAACCUACUGUCCUUAAAAAUAUAGAUUAUACAGGGGACGGACAGGAACAAAGUGAUUUUAAAGGGCAAAGGAAAGGACAGAAGAGCGAACAUUGUCUCAAUGAAGGAGAUUACAUCACGGUAUAGUUUUGUAAUUUUGUAGAUUUAAUUAUGUCUCUUGCAUCUAUGUUUUUCUGAUUCAGAACAUAUUUCCAGGUAAACCUGUUCUUAAAGGUAUAGAAUUGGCAGCAACUGGAAAAAUAAAUAACAAAAUAUAUUAUGAUAUUUAUAUAGCGCCAUCAAAUUCCGCAGCGCUUUACAAUGGGUGGACGAACAGACAUGUAGUUGUAACCAGACAAGUUGGACACACAGGAACAGAGGGGUUGAGGGCCCUGCUCAAAGAGCUUACAUGCGGGAGGGAGUGGGGUAAAAUGACACAAAAAGGUAAGGAUAGUAUUAGACUAGUGACAGUUGCAGAAGAGGAAUCAGUCAGGAGCUAUUAACAGUUUAAUUGAUAUGCUUUUAUGAAGAAGUGGGUUUUUAACGAUUUUUUGAAGGAGUGGAGACUGGGUGAGCAUCUAACGGAGGAGGGAAGCGAGUGCAGCCCUCAAGAAAUCUUGAAGGCAAGCAUCAGAGGUGGGAGUACGGACAGAAGAUAGAUGUAAGUCUUCAGCAGAGCGUAAGGGCCUAGAUGGACAUACUUGUGUAUAAGGGAGGAUAGAUAGGUGGGAGCAGCAUUAUGUAGAGAUUUGAAAGCAAGAACCAGAAUUUUAAAUUGAACCCUAUAUCUUACAUGAAGCCAAUGUAGGGAGCGACAGAAGGGUGAGACGUGGGAGGUGCGGGCGGACAGGAAGAUGAGCCUCGCCGCCGCAUUCAUUAUGGACUGUAACGGCGCAAGUUGGGAGCACGUAAGACCACUGAGAAGCGGAUUACAGUUGUCUAGGCAAGAAAGGACAGUGGAAUGGACCAGCACCAUAGUCGCAUCUGGCGUUAAGUAGGGGGCGGAUGAGCACAAUGUUUUUGAGAUGGAAAUGACAGGAUUUGGCGAUAGAUUGAACAUGAGGCUUGAAGGAGAGGUCGGAGUCAAAGAGAACACCUAGGCAGGAAGCCUGCGUGGUGGAGCUGAUGGUAGCACCGUUGACUUGGAGGGAGACAGACACAGGAGUAACAACACUUGAGGGAGGAAAGACCAGAAUUUCAGUUUUGGUCAAGUUUAGUUCAAAGAAGUGGGCAGCCAUCCAGUUUGAAACAGCAGAGAGGCAGUCAGAGACACUAGUCGAGGGACGGGGAGAGAUCAGGAGAGGACAGGUAGAUUUGCAUGUCAUCUGCAUAGAAAUGAAAUUGGAAGCCAAAGGAGCUAAUGAGUUUACCAAGUAUAGAUGGAGAACAGUAGGGGACCAAGGAUUGAACCUUGGGGGACACCAACAGAGAGGAGCUGGGGAGAAGAAGCAGAGCCAGAGAAAGAAACACUGAAAGAGCGCUGGGAGAGGUAAGAGAGAUCAAUAGCUUGUAGACCGAUAUUGCGGAGGAUGAGAAGAAUCCCUGCAAUGGAAGUGUCUCCUUUCGGGACGGCCAUGGUGGCACCUAGGGGAGCACUCAUUAAUUACUUCCCUUGAGGUUUAACACUUUUAUAUUGCGAAUGCGAACGUUCUGAUUAAUUGGUGUGACCGUUCCAAUGGGGCACCGGGGCGAUCCUCAUUUGGGAGACUAACGAGUCGGGAAACAAUCCACAAAGGCUCCCCCUGGUGGCGUUCGUCUGUACAAAUGGCGGCCACCCCGUGAAGCACUCAUUAACUGUUUCCCUUUGCAGUUUGACACCUACAAGCAAGGUUUGAAUGUUCUAACAUUCUAAAUGAGGUAUCGGGGUGCUCCCCGUUCAGGAGGUUAAUAGGUUCCCUUUGUAGAAGACCUCCCGAAAGGGGAGCAGGCACAAUAAACGAAAGAAUAGGGAACACACACACAAUGUAAAGACAGGCAAUUCACGGCCAGGCAGUGGUUUUGGUGCUAUGGAGGCCUCAAGGCUCUUUGUUGCAACGCCAUUCUCUUCUGGCUGGUCCUCUUUUGCUCCUGGCAUGGUCCUCCAUAGAUAGAGCCAAUUUCCCUGCAGCUGUCAGUAGCUCCACUCUGUGUCAAGAAAUUUCAGGUGCAGGAAAAAUACUGAGACAAAGUAGUCCUUACUUCGUCUUAGUAUAUCUUUUGACCGGGUUGAAAUUUCAGUGAAACUCCAUGACAAUUAGUAAGAGUAUUUCAUAAAGAUUUUGUCUGUAUGAAAUAAUUAUUUUGCAGGGAGUUGACCGUGCCGCUUUAAAUAAUUUAUCAAACGGUUUCUGAGAAGUGUGUUAAUGACAAGGGAAUCACAAGUUGUUGUCCAAAAUAGUGUAACAGGAAAUUCUGGUAUUUUUCUUACAUUGCUGUGUAGGUCUACACAGAUGCUGGCUUUUUUAUGGAAUUUGAAAUAUCAUUUUUUUUUUUUUUUUCUUCUUCUUCUUUGUAUUGACUAUACAUAUGUGUCUGUAUGUUCACAUUUAAAUUACUCAUAAACUGUUUUUGGAAUGGUGUAGUUUAUAUGAUGCAAUUGAUGAUGAUGAUAAUGAAAGUUCCCAGCAUUCCACAGGACCAAGACACCUUUUCAGUUUAAUAAAGUGGUGGAAAUAUAUAAAACACCAGGACAUACUUGGAAACUAACCAUGUGCUAACUGUACCUUUCCUGGUUAAAUACAUUGAUAUUAAUUUGUAAUUAUAUAUAAUUGUAAUCUAACCAUAACAAUCGAGCAGAUCCCGUAGUGGUGAAAUGCGCAUUGGGUGGUUUACAUGCUAUUUUCUGUUAAAGGGACACUAUAGGACCCGGGAACAACUGCAGCUUAAUGUAGUUGUUCUGGUGAGUAUACUUGGUCCCUGCAGGCUUUUGUUGUAAACAGUCUUUUCAGAGAAAUGGCAGUGUUUACAUUACAGCCUAGGGACACCUCCAGUGGCCACUCCUCAGAUGGCCACUGGAGGUGCUUCUGCUCUGCAUGGAGACGCUGACAUUUCCUCAUAGAGAUGCAUUGAUUCAAUGCAUCUCUAUAAGGAGAUGCUGUUUGGCCCCACCUCCUUGGCAAUCUCAGCCAAUCCAAUGCUUAACCCUGUGGGAAAGCAUUGGAUUGGAGGAUAUCAUCAUUUCUGAUGAUGCCAGCCAAGGGGAUGGGGCCAGUGCUGGCAGACCUAUGGAGCGCUGGGAAUAAGGUAAGCUUUAACCCUUUCCAAGGGGGCUAAGUGGAGGUAAGCCACCUUAAUGAUGGCUUUCACACUGUAGGGUUAGGAAUACAUUUGUGUUCCUGACCCUAUAGUGUUCCAUUACAUGAGAUUAGGAUCGUCUAGACUAGACUAAUCUGCAGAAUUCAGACAAGUAGGUGCAGCACUUUAGUUUUGCAAAUAAUUAAAUUACCAAGGAAAUAAAUGUAUGAUAAAACGAAUGCUGGUCUAACUGUGGUAAUAGCCAUAGAGUAAAAAUGUUUAAUUUUUUUGGUAGCUUCAGAUACACAUAGGUUUGUGAUAGCACUGCACACAGCGUGAUACUGGCACUUAUUUAUCUUUUCGGAGUUCAUUAAAUGUAUUGUCUACUGAAAGAUCCACAGAUUUAUUUAAUAGAUCACUUCCUAUACUUAAUUAGGACCUAGAAGAGGUCAGAGAUUAACACCAUGCAUUAGUGCUAUGCAACCUUUUUAGUGGGGGGGCCAGAGGACUGACUGAAAUUCUUACUGCAGACCGCUGCCAUGUGAUGUCAAUGUGAUCAUUGCGCUUGGAUCUUGCAAGUGAUCUUUGUAAUGUCUAGUUGCUGGUUGGCACCUGCAAAAUUUAUUUUUUCAUCUUCUCUCAUCCUCUCCUCUGCUUCACCUACAACGAGUCCUUCCCCAUCCUCUUUACAAAAAACCCUUUCCUUGUGUCUUUCCUUGUCAGCCCCUUGCCUUUUGUCUCUUCCUAUUCUUUUUCUCUGUCUGUACCCUUUUCAAACUCCCCCAUGCACCUCUCCACAGCGCCCCCCUUCCCCAUUUUACAGAGGCCGUUCUUCCCCAUGCAGCAUACCUGGAAGGAUCCGCUUUCUGUGUCAGGCUGCUGCUCUCUGCAGAACACACGUGGUUCUGCGGAGAGAGCAAGGCUGCAAUGUUAUCUCCAGUGCCCGUUUCUUAUUCUUCAUGUGCAAAGCUGAGUUGUAAAGUGGAGGAAGAGACCUUUUGCCGGUUCUUAAAGGACCACUAUAGGCACCCAGACCUCUUCAGCUUAAUGAGGUGGUCUGGGUGCCUGGUCCAGCUAGGGUUAAACUUUUUUCCUAUAAACAUAGCAGUUUCAGAGAAACUGCUAUGUUUAUAUUAGGGUUAAUCCAGCCUCUAGUGGCUGUCUCAUUGACAGCUGCUAGAGGGCUUCCACGCUUCUCACUGUGAAAAUCACAGUGAGAAGACGCCAGCGUCGAAUGCACGCUCGGCUCCUGCCGCACAUGCGCAUUCAGCCGAAGAGGAGGUGAGGAGGAGAGUACCCGGCUGACGCUGGAGAAAGAGGUAAGUUUAACCCUCCCCCCAGAGCCCGGCGGGAAGGGGACCCUGAGGGUGGGGGCACCCUCAGGGCACUAUAGUGCCAGGAAAACGAGUGUGUUUUCCUGGCACUAUAGUGGUCCUUUAAUAGGAACCUGAUGCCAAUAUGUUUCCAUGGGCUAACAGUGGUGAUGGCAUUUCCUUUUAUAGCAGACGUGCAUGCUCAGUUGUCGCUACAAAUUAUUUUGAUGCACUGGGGCCGGGGGCUUUACACCCCCAUAUUAGAACAUUUGUUACUUUAUUUAACAAUCAGUUUAGGACAGUUCGGUAAAUUUUUGUAACAAUAUUUUUACCUCCAACUCUCACAAUGGGUAAAAACACUUUAUUCAUUUCUGUAUACAGGGUUCUAAGAAAUGGUAAAAAAAAAUGUUUUAUUAAUAUAGUUUUUCACUUGGAUAGGAGCCAUCAAAUAUGUUUUGUUCUUCUCUGUCAAUUUGUUUAAUAACAAAAUUUUAUUUUUAUUUUGUAGUGGGAGCUGGAAGUAGAGCAGAUACAUGAUGUUAUAGCAGACAAUGCCCGAUUCAUUAAUGAAGAUAUUGAUGAAGACUUUGUUUCUGAGAAGAAGACACAAAACUCCAAGCCAAGAUUAUGUUCUGGCAAAAAGAUUAUUCCUGCAGAAACGCCGGCAGAAGCGAACGCGCUUGAUGGUGAAAAUCUCAAGAAUAGAAGAAGUGCCAACAUGUCCGUAGAAUGCCCCACGUGUCACAAAACAUUUCUCAGCAAAUAUUAUCUAAAGGUGCAUAACAGGUAAAAAUUUAAUUGUGAUCCAUAAAAAGUUUGACUUUAAAAAAAAAAAAAAAAAAAAUUCUCAAAGACUGUCUUAUAAAAUAUUUUUAGUUUUUCUUUUUUAUAUGCAGUUUGAAUUUGAAAAAAUAAACUUAGUAUUCAUAGUACUGUUUUUUGUUUUUUUUUAUAAAUAAUUCUAGAGAUUAAAAGCACAUUUUCAUUUAUUUUAAGACAAGGUUGUCCUUUUUAGAAUUCAUUUUAAUUUUUUUUUUACGUGUUGGGUUGUGUUAUGCAGGCUAUUUUGUUUCUGAGAAACCGUAAUUUCCACCUGUUCUUUAUAACUGCAUUUUAUUUAAAUAUAUGAUCUUUACACAAGACCAUGUGUAUAAGUUAAAUUUUAAAUUUAAUCUGAUAUAACCUAUAUUAUCUGUACAAUUUCUGGAUGAUCUAUCCACUUGUAUAACAAAUGUUUAGAUUUUUUUGUGAAUAAGAGUCUAGUACUUUCUGUAGAUAUUUCAAACUAUUAUUUUUAUUUAUAAAGUGCAGCGAUGUUUCACAGUGCUGUUCAGUGGAUAUUUUUUUUGUAAUAUUGAACAUGUUACAAUAUUUUUGUAUUGCCUUCAGUAGAAUGCAGCGAUGCCAGGUAAAUACUGCCCAGGAGGACACUUUAUAUGUAGUGGUUAUAUCCAGGAUCACCUAAGCUAUGGUAUACAAUGUUAACGUAUUUGGAAAGACUAUGUUAAUCAUAAUAAAUGUGCAAAUUUGUGGGGAUUUAUGUGAUAUUUUAAAUAUAUAUUUUUUUUUUCCUAGGAAACAUACUGGAGAGAAACCUUUUGAAUGUUCGAAGUGCGGCAAAAGCUAUUUCAGGAAAGAAAACCUAAUGGAACAUGAGGCACGGAACUGCAUGAACCGAUCAGAGCAGGUAAGUGUAACACAUCCUGUUUUUGGUAUUAACUGUGUGAUAGGUCAAAGGAACAGUAUAGGCACCAAAACAACCUUAGCUUAAUGAAGCAGUUUUGGUGAACAGAUCAGGCCCCUACAGUCUCACUGCUCAAUUCUCUUUCAUUUAGAAGUGAAAGUAUUUCUAUAGUGUCAGGAAAACAAAGCCUUUUUCCUGGCACUAUAAAAUUCUACAGUGCCCACCUGCGAUGCUUAAGGAGUUAAAACCCUUUCAGUCACUUACCUGAAUCCAGCACCGAUGUCCCUCAGCCCAGCCAACGGGGGAGACCUAAUGUGCAUGCGCGGCAAUGGCCGCGCUCGCAUUAGGAUUUCUCCAUAGAGAAGAAUUAUCCAGUGCUUUCCUGUGGGGAUUCCGGUAGCGCUGGAAGUCCUCAUGCAUAGCGUGAGUACGUCCAGCGUCGUUUAGAUGACCAAAAGUUGUCUAAGCACCUGGAAGUCCCUCUAGUGGCUGUCUGGUUGACCGCCACUAGAGGAGGAGUUAACCCUGCAAGGUAAUUAUUGCAGUUUCUCUGAAACUGCAAUAAUUACCACUGUAGGUUUAAGGGACAUGGGACAUUGCAUCCAGACCACUUCAAUGUGUUGAAGUGCUUUGGGUGCCUACAGUGUCCCUUUUAACCCCUUAAGGACCAAACGUCUGAAAUAGAAGGGAAUCAUGACAUGUCACCCAUGUCAUGUGUCCUUAAGGGGUUAAAUCACUUUUGUUUCUGCUUAUACAGUCCUAGCCACAUUUCCCAGCAUGUGCUUGUUGUUUUUGUUUUGUUUUUCUUUUUCAAAACAUGUACCUUUUUAAAGUUAUUGUAAAGCUAAAAUAUGGAGUAUUUAAUCUGUAACUAUCCUGAAGACUCUAAAAAGGCUGAAUUCUAUUCAUUGUGAAAUCCAUUCUACUUUGACUAACAGAACAUUUGCUUAUCUUGACUGUCUAGAUUGUCUAAGCAGAAAUCAAGUUAUAUAAACAGUCUGUUACGAAGUGAAACCCAUAAGAAAAGCAAUAAUAACAAUAUUUUCCCUUUCAUAAUAUGUAUAGUAAUAUUUGAUUUGAACAGUUUUUGUGGCUGUGUUCGCAGGCUUUUUCCUGUACGUUGUGUGAUGAGGUUUUCAAAAGAAGAAUAGAGCUAAGGCUUCACAUGGUGUCCCAUACUGGUGAGAUGCCCUAUAAAGUAAGUAUAGUGUUCUUUAUUAACCAACUUAUAAAUACAAUAAGAUCACUCAGCAGUGGAAGACACACUGGUCUAAUAAAAUUCAGUUUUCUUUAAAUAAAAAUCCUUAAUAUUUUGAGAAAAGGAAGUAUAAUGUUGAGCUGUUGAGUCUCUGAAAAGAGCAGAUACACAUGAUGUAUUGGAUGUGCUUGGGCAAAGAAGUUAAUUGUGUAGUGCCAGACUCGCUCAUGCACUGUGUGGAUUAAUCAAAUGGUGCAAUUUUUAUUUAUUUAAAGAAAGCUUCUUGUGACUAUUCCACUUGAAAGAGUUACUCUAGCUACCAUGACCACUUCAGUGGUCGUGGUGGUAGUAGCCUGGAGGUGUAUUGCACACUCAUUUUUGUUUUUUAACACCGUUUUUAACUGUGUUCCGGGCUACCUAAUGUCAAUUCUGUGCAUAUUUUAUAUAUGUUAGCACGCAGUGCACGCUAGCAACAGAUGUAGUAAUCUCCCCCAUGCAGGCAGAGCAUCUGCAAGAGGAAGAUUAAAAUACCUUCCUCUCUCCCACUGCGUUUCCUCCUGCCAUUGCUCCUAUUUGACUUGAUAUAUUUGUUUAGUAAAACUAAAUUACUCCAACCCCUUCCCCUGCCAGCUCAGAUUGUGUGCAUGCGCUCUAAGCUGGCAAAACUCAAUGAGAAACCUGUGAUUGGACCGUGUGGUUUCAUACUUCUGCUGGACAUCUGUAAGUAAUACCAAGAUCCAUCAGAAUAUGCCGCAGAAAAAUAAAUGUGGUGGCCAAAAAUGUCCACUAAAUCUACCCUCUUUAGUGAGGUAGCAUAUAUUACAGUAUCCACAGGGGUAAUCUUGAGAGAAGUAAUAUGACAACGUGCAUUUUGUGAUGUUUCCUAUGAUGAAGUUAAUUUGUUAUACUGAAAGAAGCUGAGCUAAAACACUAGAUGCAUUUUACAGUAAUCUCUCUACAUUAACCAUAGGUUUAAUUCCCAUCUUCUUCUCCUGUGUUUUCAGUGUUCUACUUGUACCCAGCAGUUCAUGCAGAAGAAGCCUCUACAAAGUCACAUGACCAAGAUGCAUGGUGCCCCUAAACCCCACUCUGUAAGAACAUCAUGUGAUAAUGUAGUGUUUGAUGUGUCCUUUGGGAUAUGUUUCUAUAAUGUGUUUUAGGAUAACCUGGGUACUGGAUAUAUACUUAGCCAAACGUUCUCUUGUCCAAAUUAUAGCAAAUUAAAUUCCAAACUGUAAAAAUAGAUGUAUAAAAAUUCUAUAAUUAUUGUCAAAUUUAGCUUAUUUUAGCUGUUUGUUACAGUUCAGAGUUUAGUGAAUAAACCGCCUAGGAUUACAGAUAUAUUUUUCUUGAAUAUGGCCUAAUUUUAUUACUCCAAGUAGAUUAGAUGAAAGUUGCAAAUUAUCUUUAGUUGCGUCAUGUAGGACAUUUACCCAGGACAUACUUGAAAACGAGAGAAAUCUCAAUGUAUCUUUCCUGGUAAAAUAUUUUAUAAAUAAAUACAUUUAAUUUAAUUAGCAGUGGCUAAUGUUUCUCUGUAAUGCUUGGGCUACACACAACUUUCCAGAUUAUGGGUUGCUGUAGGGGAAUUUUUUAGGUGAAAAGAUGAGGAAUGCUCCCAUAUACAACUAGCCCUUUUUUAUAUAUUGUGAGCUAUUCUUACUAUAAACAAGUAUAAGUGAACAUGAAUAAAUAAGGAGAAAAGGAGACUAUACAAUGAGAUGAGACAAAAUAAUGGUAGAUAGUGUGAAAAUGGGGGGUAACCCCUAAGUGGUUAAAUUGAAGAACUAAAAAAAACUCCCCUCUGAGUACCUGAACGAAAUGUGCGCGUCAGGGGCUCAGGACGCCGUAGCCUGCAAUAUCUCGGUGUUCAAUUUCACACUGCCGUUUGUCAGUUAUCAUCUCUGAACAGUCAUCCUGAGAUUGGGCUUUAAACCCGUUUUUUGUUUUUAUUUUUAUUUAUUCUUUGUCUUGGUACUUAGUGGGGGGUUGAGUAAUAGUGCAGAGUAAGGGGUGCCCUCGAAGGCACGUUAGUUUUGCACUGAUAAGUCCAGUCUAGGUACAGGGACGUGAUAUACGCCUUUCUGUUACUGACCAUCACUUACUGAUCUCUGUGAUUUACUCUUACCAGGGAUCUCCCCUUCUACAGCACCUUUUUUCAUAUAUAUAUUUUUGCGUUCUUUUACUUCUAUUUUGGUGGAGUUCAGCGAUUUGUAUAUACACAUACUGCCUAAUUGAGGCAGCUCAACUAUCUGACCAAACUCUUUCUGCAGCAGAGUCUAGUUAAUGGAAAGGGUAGGCCCCUUAUAAAGCAGUAAUACAUCAUAUGCAUAAUUAUAGAUAACAGAAGGAAAUACAUUAGUAAUUGGUUAUGUUAAGUGGUUCAUCAAUUGCUCAUCCUACUGGGUGUGACGUCACUGACGUCAUGGAGCUCUUCUCCAGAUUCCAGCGCCAUCUUGUUAAUUGAAGGUGUUAGUCGAUGACAGGGGGAACUCCCCAGCGGCCAUCUUAAGUAACUUAUGAUUAAAAUUGGUUAUAGCUAUGCAGAGUAAAUAGGCAUUUUACUAAAUUUCAGUAGAGUUAGUAUUCUGUCCACAACACUGCUCAUGGUGGUAGGAGCCUGGAUGUGCAGUGCACACUGUUAUUUCUAAUUGCACCCACAUCACAUGUGACUUAGGCAGCUCAGAACCAAGUCAAGGAUAGCCAUCAGUGUUCUACAACCUGGUUUUAAAAGCAACACUCUGGGCACCAGUACAAUUUAAGUGCAUGUGAUUUUGUUAUGAAGAUAUCCAAGAUAAAACUAAUAUAUACAAAGAAUAGCAGUGGGCAAAUGUCCUGUACAGAUGCAAGGCCCCACCUUAGAAUUUUUUAAAAUUAAUUUUUAGCUUUCUGCAGCGUAGCCCUGCCCACUAGCCAUGACUUCUUUUCACUGAAUGUCUUCCUGAUUGGAAGUACACAACAUAUGAGCUCAGCCAAUAAGAGAUUUGUGUGAUCUGGGUUGGCAAUCAUGGUCAUCCUAUUUUUGUAUACUAUUUCAGAGCCAUGCUAAAGGGAAAGCAGGAAGAUAAUAAGAGAAUAAUGAUUGGCUGUUAAGCAGUUCAGCUCACACCAGUCUUUAAUUGACGGAGAGGACUACAUAACACUGUACGUCCAAUCAAAAAGAUCUUUUGAUAAUAGGUGUGGCUAAGUGGGUAGGAACGUGCUCCAAAAAUCCACAGGUAUAUUUCUAUUUUUUUAUUUUUUUUAUUUUAUCAAAACUAAAAUUUUAACAUGGGGGGGGGGGGGAAAGCAACAUUAAGAUGAGGCCAAAACCUAUCAAAUAUACUUAACGAUACACUUCAGAUCCCUUGAGCACCGAAGCGCCUUACGUGUAAAGCGUGUGUCCCCUUUUUUUCAUUUUACGAAUUGAGAAGAUUUCAAUAGAAAUUGUCACUUUUAUAAAUUAACUGAAUCCUGCAACCGGUCCUGUUACUUACUCAUUGUUUAGUUUAGUGGAGCUAAACCUAAGAGGCAGCAAUUGCUUAGAACACCUGCCUUGUAAAGACUUCUCUUUCAGAUGUAUUGGGAAGUCUGUGAUUGGACAGCCACAGAAAGUCUGGAAAUGGAGAAGAGGUUGCAGAGGCUUCAAAAAAAAUCUGCAAAUUGUGUUAGCUUUUUUUUUUUUUUAAGAUAUAACCCCAGUGGGAAAAAAAUAUAAUUAGCAUGCAUGUUUUCAUUGGGGGGUUUAACCCCUUAAGAACACAUGACGGAAAUAUUCCGUCAUGAUUCCCUUUUAUUCUAGAAGUUGUGUCCUUAAGGGGUUAAAUAGUAAUUAUAUUUUUUUUGUAUUUGGGCAGUGGAGUAUCCCUUUAAAUUGUUUUAAUGCCUUGAAGGGUCCCUGUAAGUAUGUGUUUUGUCUGGAGCAACAUUAUUCAAACCUGUAUCUACAAACAGUCCAUCGUUUCAUGAUGUCUGUGCUGUAACACAGGUCAAGCAGUGGCUCUGUGUUUUUAACUGUUAAUUGUUUUAAUGUAAAAAAUUAACUCCAAUAUUUUGUGUGCAUUUUCCCUUUUCUAAAAGUAUAAUUAAUGUUCACUUAAAUUGAGUGGAAUAUAUUUAUAUAAAAUAUUCCGUGGUAUUUUUUUAUGAGGAGUUUGUUACCUAAGAAACAUCCUGAGCAGGUGGCUUAUAGAAGGUAUGGGUGUUAAGGGAGAAAGCAACUUCAGAUAUGUUAUUGUCCGUCAGGAACGGUUAUUCACUAAAUUCCGGAUUGUACAGAGAUUGAAAUCAAAGUGUCUAAAUUCUCCGACUCAUUAUAGUGACAACAUGGCAAUGGAAGUUCAAUAUUACAGCUAUAUUUUACUGCAAAGGCUUUAUUUUAUUUGCAUACAUAGUGCCCACCAGGGGGCAGAAGUGAUUUGAUUUUCUAGUAGUGUUAAUAUCAUUUGCGUUUCUUUUUUUUUUUUUUUUUUUUAACUUCGGUCAGUAAUAUAAUUGGCAAUCGUGUUACAUUAUAUAUUAUGUAUAUUAAUUGGGACUUCAAAACAAACAAAUUAGGACGUUUUGAAGGACCUGUCCAACAGUUUACAGUCUUGGAUAUAAGUAACCAACCCACCAGUAACAAAGAAGUGUUUUAAUGCCCCCUUUUCCCAAAUUCCUAUCUUAAAGGGACACUAUAGUGUCAGGAGAACAAAUCGGUUUUCCUGACACUAUAGUACCCUCAGGGUGCCCCCUCCCGUGGCACUAAAACCCCUUCAGUAGCUCACCUAAUUCCACCGCCGGGCUCCCUUACCUCUCCUCCCCCGCCGACCUCAUCAUCCUCGUCCGACGUCACAGGACCCGAAUGCGCAUGCACGGCACUGCCGCGUGCGCAUUAAAAGUGUCCGUAGGAAAGCAUUUUUCAAUGCUUUCCUACGGAUGCUCUGCGUGAUUGAGGCAUAAUAUGCCUCAAUCAUUGCAGAUGCGCCUCUAGUGGCUGUCCAGAAGACAGCCACUCGAGGCUGUCUUAACCCCAAAUGUAAACAUAGCAGUUUCUCUGAAACUAUGUUUCCAGCAUAGAGGGUUGACCCUAUAUGGACCUGGCACCCAGACCACUUCAUUGAGCUGAAGUGGUCUGGGUGACUAUAGUGUCCCUUUAAAGAUUUUCUCAGUUGGAAUCUUACAAAAACAUAAUACACAAAAGUCACUUAUGAUGUAUGAUCUUUUUCUCAGUGCUCUACAUGUGGGAAAUGCUUUUUCACACGGACGGAGCUUCGGUUGCAUGAAGCCUUUAAACAUCGAGGUGAGAAGCUCUUUGUAUGUGAAGAAUGUGGACACCGAGCUUCAAGCCGAAGCGGGUUACAGAUGCAUGUAAAAGCCAAGCACAGGUGGGCAAUUCAUUUAUGUGUAAUGACUUAUCAGAAGCCGGUUUAUACGCAAGUGUGUGUGGGUGUUUUUAAAUUUGUUUUUGGAGUAAACAUUUGCACCAUUUAAAUAAUGUCCUUUUGUGUUUAUGGUUCUCUAAUAGAGAGAGCUCAUUUUGGAAUGAGCACUAAAUUGGUUAUUUCAACUUGUACCACUUGACCAUUUGUGCAAAGAAAGUCAUGUGGGUAUUACAAGCCAUUCACUGUAUCAUGUGGGUAUUUACAAUGAUCUAGCAAGACCCAUGAAAAUGUGCCCAGUAAAUAUUAUUUGAGUAUGAGUCUGUGGGAAAUUGUGGGGUGCCUCACUGAGAAUUGUAAGAAUGCAUCCAGCCACAUCCACUGCAACAGGUCUAUGUGUGGCUGAUCAGUGUACACUGCUCUUCCAAUGAGGUGUUUAAGAUGUUUCAUUCAUACGAUAAACUGUACUUAAAUUUGUGAGCAGUUUUCGCACAGUGUGCAGCUAUUUGCUGAACUCUUAAGGUAAAUUCUUAUACACUUUGGGCAACACUAAUAUUGAUGCUUUUGUCCAUAUUGUGCAGUGUACUCAAAACACCGCUUCUGUUAAAGCCUUUUCAACUGUUCCCCUUACAGAAAUGAGCGUCCUUAUGUAUGUGAAUUCUGCCAUCAUGCAUUCACUCAAAAAACCAACCUAAAUAUGCAUCUAAAGACUCACACAGGAGAGAAACCAUUUCAGUGUCAUCUCUGUGGAAAGACAUUCAGAACACAAGGUAAGAGGUUAAUACGAUGAAGAAUUUAGCAAGAGUUGACACCAAAUAAGCAUUACAUGUGGUAUAAUGUAGUAUACACAUAGUACUUGGGAUAUAUCUACUUUUACAAAAAUAUACUACAAUGUGUGGUCUCCAUGUGUGCAUGGUUGAGAUUUUUUGUUGUUGUUAUGUUUCACCCUUGGGCUGAAGACCCUGGUGUUUUGGCCACAUGGCAAUGCCCCUAUUGAACAGCCAGUGCACAACUGGAUUGCCAAAGGCUAGUUGUCACUGCUGUGAAAACCUACCAUUGGGGUUAUAUAUAACAGCCAAUACUGGGCAGAGUUCUAAAAGUAGGGCAAUGAGCAAUAAAAUUUUCCCACUAUUUUCUGGAAUUUAGCACUUUGCCUCCGAUUCGCUCUAUAAAUCCAUAGAACUCAUAGCUAUAAUAUACGAUUCAGGUUUUUAUUAUAAAGCAAGGCAACAAGUUAGAAUUUUAAUAACAUUUUAGCAUGUUUAAAGCAAUGAGCAUCUGAAAACCCCCCAAAAAAUUGGAAUAGAAAAUAUCUGUUUACCUAGAAAUGUAGGCGCAGUGACUUCUCUAGUAAUCUAAAAACUGUCACACAAUUUAUUCAAACAUUAAAAGCUAAGAUUAAAGUCAAAUAAAGUAAUCCAUAUGGUGCUUAUAUUGUAUACCCUCACAAAACUCAAUGGUUAGUUGCCCCACAUUGCGACUGUGCAUAGAGGGGAAUUCUGAUUCUGUGACCGUAAGGCAAUAUGCAAGAAUGUCUCAUUAAUUUCUAAGGUGAUUGCUCCACUUUGAUAAUGCUGCCUGAAAUUGCUCUUUUUAGAUAAUCUACAUUGAACUGAUAAAAAUACAGAUUCGCUGUAUCAUUUAAAUGUAUGCAAAACAGUUCAGGUAACACUAUUCAGAGACACUGUCAAUUAACUAUUCAGCUUUUUUAUUCCCUACGCUCAUUCCUUAUCACAUUUUUAUGUAAUUUAAGUCCCUGUGUAGAUCUGUUACCUUUUGAGAUGUAUUUCAUGUUUUCUCCUCUCCAUUCACAGAGGUAAUUGCUGUCCCAAGGACAGCCAAUGUGUUAAGAUGAGAAUGUCGGUGUUCUGCAUCAUUUGUGUUGGUGAUGAAACUGCCAAUCACAUGUCUUCUUCUUACUGCAGAUCAUUCAUUUCAACCUUUUUAGCAUGAGCAAUUAAGGUUGCAUCUAAAUGAAUGUACUUCUUCGUUAUACAGUAUUACCAAUGAUAUCAUUUUUGGAAUAUUUUGCCAUUAGUAUUGUCAGUAAGUGAAUAGUUUUAAAGUACUCAUUUGAGAAGCACAUUUUUCUACAUGUUAAUGUCUUGUAUGGAACUUUUAUGAUGGGAAUUGAAGCUUGGACAAUUUUACUCUUUUUCGGUUAUUCCAGAUCGGUGUAGCAUGUAUUGUGGAAAUUUAAUGUCACCAAUGGGUUCUGUAGACACCAUAAUCUGUGUUGUGGUUAUGAAUUCUCUGAAGUUCUGCCUGUGCAUAACACUCAGAAUGACAGGCGGAUGCAUAUUAGGCACUUUAACUUGUGGCUUGGUGAAUGGUGUCGGGAGCAAGGAUUUGGCUUUAUUUCUCAUGGUAGCUCUGUUUGGAAUGGAAAUAAACUGUACAAAAAAGAUGGUUUGCAUCUUUCUCAAAAGGGAACAAAUGUUCUCAGUGAGCAGUUCAGGGGUUUUGCUAGGACAGGGAUAGGCAGCCUUCGGCACUCCAGAUGUUGUGGACUACAUCCCUCAUAAUGCUCUUACACCCAUAAUGCUAGCAAAGUGCCGAAGGUUGCCUAUUCCUGUGCUAGGAUGUAGUUAAACUAGCAGUGGAGGCAAAAGGGUGAUAAAACAUAAAACCAAUUGCCCCCGAAAACAAGGACAGAAAGUGCCUGUAGCAAGUGUGUUAAAAAAUAAGCUUGUCAACAAAACAUUUUUUUAAAUACAUAAAUGAGAAAAGGAAAGUAAAAUCAGGAUUAGUUAGAUUAAUAACAAAAGAAAGGAAGGUAUGUAGAAGAGGAUAAAGGUCUAGCUGACUGCCGCAAUGAAUAUUUUUGUUCAGUAUUUACAGAUGAAAAUGGAGGAAAGAGGCCUCAGUUAAGAAAAGGGGACAAAUGAGUCAUUUGUUACAUGUGAGUUUACAGAGGAAGAGGUUCUAUUUCAACUGUCAAAAGUAAAGACAAAUCAGUUAAUGGGACCUGAUGGAAUACAGCUAAAGUUAUUAAAAGAGCUUAGGAGUGUACUAGCAAAACCAUUAACAGAUUUAUUUAACCAAUCACUGUUAACAGGAGUAGUCCCAGAAGAUUGGAAGUUAGCGAAUGUUGUGCCCAUUCACAAGAAAGGUAGUAGGGAGGAGUCGAGCAACCAUAGGCCAGUAAGCCUUACUUCAGUAGUGGGGAAAGUGAUGGAAACCAUGUUAAAGGAUAGGAUUGUUGAACAUCUAAAAUCACAUGGAUUUCAAGAUCAGAGACAACAUGGGUUUACUUCAGGGAGAUCAUGCCAAACAAAUUUUAUUGAUUUUUUUUUUUUGAUUGGAUAUCUAAAAUAAUAGAUCAGGGUGGUGCAGUAGACAUUGCUUACCUAGAUUUCAGUAAGGCUUUUGACACUGUUGCACAUAGAAGGCUUACCAAUAAACUGCAAUCUUAAAGGGACACUAUAGUCACCAGUGCAACUACAUGUAUUUCUGACCCUAUAGUGUUAACACGACCAUCUAGCCCCUCGUGCCUCCAUAACUAUAGUAAAAAUCUUACUGUUUUCAAGCCAGAGGCUGUAAAUCUGCAUGCUGUUAGACUCAGGAAAAACAAGCUGCUGACAUGUGAUAGCCUGAUCCAAUCACAGUGCUUCCCCAUAGGAUUGGCUGAGACUGACAAGGAGGCAGAUCAGGGGCAGAGCCAGGACGAUUCAAACACAGCCCUGGGCAAUCAGCAUCUCCUCAUAGAGAUUCAUUGAAUCAAUGAAUCUCUGUGAGGAAAGUUCAGUGUCUGCAUGCAGUGGGAGGAGAUAGUGAAUCACAGGAUGCUCGUGCACAGCAGAUCUGAGUGGAUGGAGGCAUAUUAUGCCUCCAUCAACUCAGAAGUCCCUCUGGUUCACUCUGAGUGACUGCAACUGGAGGUGUUCCUAGCUUUCAAUGUAAACACUGUAUUUUAUCAGAAAAUACAGUGUUUGCAUGAGAGAGACUGCAGGGAGCUAUAGUUCUCACCUGAACAACCUCAUUAAGCAGAAGUUGUUCAGGUGACUAUAGUGUCCCUUUAAGGUUUGAAUUCCAAUAUUGUUGAAUGGGUAAGGCAGUGGCUGAGUGACAUACAACAGAUGGUUGUAGUCAAUGGAAUAUAUUCGAAGCAUGGUCUUGUCACCAGUGGGGUACCUCAGGGAUCUGUACUUGGACCCAUUCUCUUUAAUGGUUUUUAUUAGUGAUCUUGCAGAAAGUCUUGAUGGUAAGGUAUGUCUUUUUUUGCUGAUGAUACUAAAACCAGCUUGAGUUCUGAGUGGGGACCCACCGAAGGGCAAGCUUAUUUCAGUUGCUGUCCGUUCUCAGAAUGCUCUUGCGACCUGUUUUUUUUUUUUUCUCUCCAUUAGUUUAAAGGGUAAUCCAGACGUGGAGCCCUUGCUCACGGUGCCUAGCGAGAUAUCAGCUAUGCCUCAGUAAUAAUGCCUAACAAGGCUCAAACGAUCGUCUGGGGUUGCUGUGUCUCUUGUGCAGAGGAAACUUGCUGGCAUUUUGGAUCUGGACUGCCCGUAUGGGUGGGACCAGUCUAAAGAUGCUUCAGAGAUGUUCUCUCUAUAAUGGCACAAGAUGAGCAAAAAACAGCUUGAGUUCUGAGCGGGGACCCACUGAAGGGCAGGCUAUUUCAGUUGCUGUCCGUUCUCUGAAAACUCUUGCGACCUGUUUUUUUGCUCUCCAUGUAUUUUUGCUGAUGAUGCUAAGAUAUGUAACAUGGUUGAUGUUGCAGGAGCCAAAUGAUUAAGGUAAACAAAAAAAAAUGGUCAGAGUUGUGGCAACUGCCAUUUAAUGUGGAUAAGUGCAAGAUAAUGCAUCUUGGACGUAAAAACCCAAGGGCAGAGUACAGAAUAUUUGUCCUAACCUCAACAUCUGAGGAAAGGGAUUUAGGGGUGAUUAUUUCAGAUGACUUAAAGGUAGGCAGAAAAUGUAAAAGAGCAGCACUUGGAGUAUUGUACGCAGUACUGGAGACCAUAUCUCAAGAAGGAUAUUGAUACUUUAGAGAGAGUUCAGAGAAGAGCUACUAAACUGGUUCAUGGAUUGCAGGAUAAAAACUACCAGGAAAGGUUAAAGGAUCUUAACAUGUAAAGCUUAGAGGAAAGACGAGACAGGGGGAUAUGAUAGAAACAUUUAAAUACAUACAGGGAACACAGUAAAGGAGGAGACUAUAUUUAAAAGAAGAAAAACUACCACAACAAGAGGACAUAGUCUUAAAUAAGAGGGGCAAAGGUUUAAAAAUAUCAGGAAGUAUUCCUUUACUGAGAAGGUAGUGGAUGUGUGGAAUAGCCUUCCAGCUGAAGUGGUAGAGGUUAACACAGUAAAGGAGUUUAAGCAUGCGUGGGAUAGGCACAAGGCUAUCCUAGAUAUAAGAUAAGACCAGGGACUAAUGAAAGUAUCUAAACAAUUGGGCAGACUAGAUGAGCCAAAUGGUUCUUAUCUGCCAUCACAUUCUAUGUUUCUAUGUUUUCAAAACUCCUUUAUGGCGGUAUUUUCUCCUAAUACACAUUCAAUUUUAUGUUAAAGGAUCACUAUAGUUUCUAGUAAACAAAGCGGUUUUCCUGACACUAUAGUGCCCGAAGGGUGCCCCCACCCUCAGGGUCCCUCUCCAGUGGCGCUGAAGGGGUUAAAAUGUCUUCAGCAAUUUACCUUAAUCCAGCGCCGGAAUCCUUCGGCACUGUUGACCUCGCAUCCCCUGCCGACGUCCGCUCCGGAGUGGAAUGCGCAUGCGCUGCAAGUGCCGCGCUCGCAUUCAAACUGUCCUAUGGACGUUCUGCAUGCUGGAUGCGAAUGUCGCAUCCAGCGUCGCAGAUGCGCGCCUCUAACGGCUGUCAGGAAGACAGCCAUUAGAGGUUGGAUUAACCCUGCUAUGUAAACAUAGCAGUUUCUCUGAAACUAUGUUUACAUGUGAAUGGUUAAAACCUGAGGGACCUGACACCCAGACCACUUCAUUGAGCUGAAGUGGUCUGGGUGACUAUAGUGUCCCUUUAACUUAUGAGUUUUGGUUGUCUUUUUGAGGGGGGGUUAAAUUAUGGUUAGUUAGGUUUCCUUUAGUUUCUGUUCAGUAAAAGGCAUACCUGUUGUGACCUAACUUGCAGCCCUGGUCUCUCUUAACAGGAAGUGUGUAGGUGAGGCUGUGUAAGUCACAGGCGGGGUGGGCUACGCUGUGUAAGUCACAGGCAGGGGUGGUGUACCCCUGCCUGUGACUUACACAUCCUCGCCUACACACUUCCUCUUAAGAGAGAUCUAAUUUUCAAACUUCUUUUAAUGCUUCUAGGGCUGCAUAAACAAACGAAAGUGGUUUGACACUUUAAAUGGCAAAGAAUUGAACAGUGAGACUGCAGAGGCAUGAUCUAUACACCAAAAUUGUUUCAUUAAGCUAAAGUUGUUUGUGCUUAGUGUCCCUUUAAAUGGCAGUAGCUGCUGCCUAUAGUGUUAAAACCACCAUAUAGCCCACCUGCCUCCCUGAGUAUAGUAAAAUCUUACUUGUAUUCAGGUCUGCAGCUGCUGCCUCUGCCCCUGAUCUGCCUGCUUGGGUGACAUCAUCAGAAGUGAUUCUCUGAGCCAAUCACAAUGCUUUCACAUAGGAUUGGCUGAGACUGUCAGGAGUCAGGACAUGUCAAACACAGCCCUGGCCAAUCAGCAUCUCCUCAUGGGGAUGCAUAGAAUCAAUGCAUCUCUAUGAGGAAAGUUCAGUGUCUCCAUGCAGAGGGUGGAGAAACUGAAUAGUAGUAAGCACCUCUAGCAGCCACCUGAGGAGUGGCCAGUGGAGUUAUCACUAGGCUGUAAUAUAAACACUGCAUUUUCUCUGAAAAGACAGGGUUUACUGCAAAAAGCCUGAAGGGAAUGAUUAUACUUACCAGAACAAAUACAAUAAGCUGUGAUUGUUUUGGUGACUUUCUUGUCGCUUUAAAAUAAAUAAAAUCAAGGGGUUCUGGAAACAUCAUAAACACACAGACUUAAAUGUACACAUCUUAAAAAAAAAAUGUGUAAUUUUUUUUUUUUUUUUUAAUUUUAUUUCUAAGCAGCUGGAGUGCAUGAGAUAUUAUAUUACCUAACAACCCAGCUGCUGUGGAAUGAAAUGUUAUCUAUAUUCAAACACUGAGGCACAUUAACACCCACAUACUGUCUGCUCUUUCACUGUGACUCACUAGUGGAGAAGUAACUUUUCCCAGGACAACUUAGCUCAUCCUGCGCUCACACUGCGCUGGGAAUACUGUUUCUAGCACGUUCCAAGGCGUCCGAUUCUUGCUGACUCCUGUUAGGUGGUAUUCGGCAUUGAGUAUGUUUGGGAGUACAGGUGUCACAGCUGCUGGUUAAUGCUUCAAUUUUGAAUUGGCAAUUCAAUUGGCAAGUGUGACAUCAGACUGUUCUGUACAUCAAUUUAAAAUGAGUGUUUUAAAAUGACAGUCAGACCAUGCAAUAUAUAUAUAUUUUGAAUAUUUCAUUCACCAUUUUUAACCUUUCAUUAUAGCAAGUCUGCACAAGCACAACCGGACUCACACAGGAGAGCGUCCAUUUAGCUGUGAGUUCUGCGACCAGAGGUUUACUGACAAAACCCCUCUAUUGAGACACGUCGCCAGCCGGCAUCAGGAAGGAAGACCUCAUUUCUGCCACAUUUGUGGCAAGACGUUUAAAGGUAACAUUUACACACGGUUUGUUGUAUAAUGAUGCAACAUCACACUUAUUGAUUUAUCUAGAUAGCGUUUUGCAUGUCCCAAUCAGUCCCGAAUUUGUAUUACACUGUCUUGGAGAAUGUGCCAGGUAUCUACUGUCUAUUUUGUUGACCAUUCUGUUACUCUGUUGUUUUGAAGUAAGAUGGUCUUUAAAACAUUGUGUGGAUAACCUUUGCGUAUUCAGUCUAUGCACAGUGCUAGCAAAAUCACCAGCAGAUGUAAAGAUAAAAAAAAAUAUACUUCCAGAAAAUCCCUCCCUCCCAUCAUAGUGCAUGCCUCAAUUCUUGGCACACAGCUGCAUGUUGUGGAUUGCCAUGCCAUGAUUUGGAGGUGAGGAGGCUGCCAAACAUGCAGCCAAACCUGGCCUCCAGGUUUAUAGUCUUAAUCAGCAUAGCAAGUAAAACCCUGGAUGAAAUAAAAUAAUACAAUAAAGUUUGCUAUUCAGUUAGCAUGUACAGAUUCAAUUGGAUUCUUUAUAAUAAUACCAUGCCAGGUAUAGUUUAAUAUUUCCCUGUACAAUUUCCUCUUUUUUUUUUUUUUUCCUUCUAAUAAACAUGAAUGCUUUUUAUUUUUUAUUUUAUUUUUUGCGGGUGGUACAAUCCCUCCAUGUCAGUCUUAAUUAAUUAAAAAAUCCUAACCUUGUGAGUUCAGCUGUUUUAUGAUGUGUUAACAUUGGUGUCUGAGUCUACGACAGGGUGAGGCUAGGUAAACACUAUAUAUCUUUAUUCAAUAAUUAAAAGGUAUAUGAUGUCUUCAAAUAGAGGGUUAGUCCAGCCCCCAAAUACCACUACCGCUUUCUGAAAUGUUCAUGAUAGGAGUAAUUUUUAAUUGUGGUCUAGGCUGCCUAAUGUAAAUUCUGUGCGCAUUUUACAUUCUUUGUUUUGGUUAUGGUACCGUACAAUUUGCAUCUGUGAGCAGCAGUAUUUCACUGUAUAUUGGUUUACACCAUUGUGUUUAAACUUUGCCAUAGCAGCAGUUUGGUUUGGUUACAGUGUCUGGGCUUGUGUGUGUGGUUAUAUGUCUUAUACUUAGUUUUUAUGUGUGCGUUUGUCGGUGUUUAGUUCUAGGCUUUAUGGGCAUCAGGGCUCCGUGCAUCAUUGAGAGAGUGGGCUUUCGGAGUCUGUCUCCCUUGGGUUGACGAUAGCCUUCGCUAAUGUUGGUAUCUGCGUGUUUUGUGUAUCUAAGGUUAAAUCUGUCCCCUUUCUUUUUUUUUUCUCACCUUCUCCUCCUCUCGCGCCCCCCUCCCCGCCCACCCUGUCUCCUUUGCUAAGGUGGAGUGUUUAGGGUCCUCGUGGCUGGUUUGGGUUCUGGCCCCCAGGGAGUGAGUCUGUUUUCACCGUGUCAGUGCCUUGUCCCCUGUUGUCCCGUCCUUGUCUGUCUCCUGAAUCUUGUGUGAUUUGGGUAGUCUUUAUGUCUCUGAUUUCGGUCUAGUCUCCGAAGGGGGUUUUCCCCGUGCAGCUCUGCCAUUUGCCAAUUAUAUCUGUCCGUCUCUUUGUUCUUGUUUGGGAUGUAUGUGCAAGGGAUGUAGUGUGCUGACAUUAUCCCUAGUGGUCGGUGGUUCCCCUCUUCUGUCCUCCCUCUGGUAUCCUAGUGUCUGGUGUUGGCUGGGUCUAGUGGUGGGAAUCGGUCGUCGUGUUAUUUGAGUGGUCUAAAUGUGUCUGCGGUCUUGCAGGGAGGGGGAAAGGGUAGUAAGGUCGGGGGAAGAAGUGUCAAGUGUGCAUAAGCUUCCUGGCUGCGUUAGCACAUUUGGGCCCCCGGCACUGUGGGCCGGUGCGGCAUCCCCUCUCUGUGCGCCGGCUUGUGCCGUUUUCUUGGCCAUGAAGUCCAUCCACGGUAACCAUGUCAAAGCGCAUUUGUCCGAUCGUCGCUGCUGGGAGGCCGUCAUCAUUUCCAUGCUGUAGAUACUUUCCACCCUGUCGACCCACUGUUGGAAGGUGGGUACCGUUGUGCUUUUCCAGUGUGUCGGUAUAAGUGUUUUUGCUGCUGUGAGCAGGUGUAUGGUGAGUCCCUUUUUAUACCUUUUCAGUGGUAUUUGCGUGUGGUUAAGCAGCAUCGUCAGAGGUUGUAGUAGGAGGUCCGCAUCAGUGAUUUCUCUGAUCGUGUGGUGAAUCAGCCGCCAAAAUGGUGCGAUGAGUGAGCACGUCCACCAAAUGUUGAGUCCCGUGCCUGUUUCCGUUCCACAUCUCCAGCAUUCACCGGGUAUUGACUCGUUACAUGCCGGAGGAUGUCCGGGGUCCUGUACCAGUUUGUCAAUAUUUUAUAAUUACAUUCUUGGUAUUUAGAGCUUAUGUUCCCCCUAUGCGUCAGCUGGAAGAUCUUAUCCCAUUCGGGAUCCGUGAGUUCUAUUCCUGUCUUUCUCCCAAUGCUCUGUAAAGCCCAGUGGGCUCCUGUCUCAGUUUUGCUGUAGCGUUGCGUAUGCCGUUGAUACGCCAUGCAAGAGGUGCUGCCUGGCCGUGCAUAGUUGUAACAACGAUCGGUGUAUGUGGUCUUUUCCUGUUAUCGUGGAGUAGUAUGUUAUUUGCUAGUGGUAGUGAAAUUAGUCUAGUCUUGUCGGUCUGCGGUCUGGCAUCAGAGUUUCGAUCCAGUGCAACAUUGGCGUAAGUAUAUCCAGUCUGAUGCCUGAAAGUUCUUCAGGGAGGCAGGAUUGAGUCCACCCGCCAGUCUUGGGUUGUUGGUUAUGGGAGUGAGGGGGUUGGGGGAUGUGGUGAGUUGUUUGGUGUAUCUUAUCCAGCACCAGACCCUCAGUGUGGAGUUGAUCAUCGGGUUUCCUGUGUGCAUGUCUCCGAUCGCGGCUCCUCCUAGCCACAGCAAGGAGGGGCUCUUCCCCUGCGCCUGCUGUAGCUCCAUAUCCACCCAUUGUUUGGUGGCCGGGCUGGCGAGCCAGUCGACCAGUCAGUGUAGGUGGGUCGCCUGGUAGUAUGUGAGUACCGAUGGUAGUCCUGCUCCUCCCAAGUUCUUCGGUCGCUCCAAGAUCGUCCUUCGGAUACGUAUGGGUCGCUGAUUCCAGACAAACUGUCGUAUAUUGGUUGUAAGCGUCUGGAAGAACGUUCGCGGGAUGGUUGUAGGCAGCGUCUGGAACAAGUAUAGGAUUCGGAGCAUUACGUUCAUCUUAAUUGCAUUUAUCCGACCGAACCAUGAGAUGUACUGGGUUGCCCAUUUUUUAAGGUCCUGUUGCAGGGUCAUGAGGAGGGGCGUGAAGUUCAGUUGGUAUAUGUGUAUGAGUUCCUUUGGUAGCCAGAUUCCCAAGUAUCUGAGUUUUGUUGCACAAAUCCUGAACGGAAAGUGUGUUUGGAGUUGUUGCGUUAGAGGCAUCUUGGGCCAACGGCAUAGCUUCUGAUUUAUCCAAGUUGAGUUUUAUGUUGGAUACUUCGUUGUACUCCUUGUAAGUACAGUCCGAACCCCAUGUGCCGUGGGGAUUCAGAUCGGAAUGUCCUAUCCACGCGGUCAAACGCCUUUUCGGCAAGAAGCACCAUUUCUCGUUUGCCAGCUGUGGCCGCAUGGAUAACAUUAAGGGCCCGAAUAGUAUUGUCCCGGGUCUCCCUCCCGGCUAUAAAACCGACCUGGUCUGGGUGUAUUAAGUCAGGUAGCACCCGGGGGGCUCUGAGCGCCAGGGCCUUGGCGAAGAUUUUCAGGUCUGCGUUCGGAAACGAAAUUGGUCUGUAGCUAGCUUACCGUCCUUCGGGAUGAUUGUGACUGUUGCUCUCAGCAUGUCCGUAGGGAACUGACUGCCUGUUCGUAGCGAGUUGAAUCCUUCUAAAAGUCUCGGUACUAGGAUCUCCUUGAAGGUGCGUAUGUAUGAUAUGGGCAAGCCAUCCGGUCUGGGUGCUCUGUGGGGUUUGGUUACUUUCAGUGCGCCUGCCAGCUCUUCGAUUGUCAGGGGUUGGUCUAGUUCGGCUUCUUGUUCCGGGGUAAGUUUGCGGGCUACGUGGCUUUCAAGGUAAGCGGUAAUUCGCUCCUGGUGAUGUCAUGUUGCCGUGUCUGAUUGGUUUUGUGUUUGGUCGUACAGUGCCAAAUAGUACUUUUGAAACGCGUUCAGGAUGCCUUCGGGGAGACGUAUGACGCCUCUUCUCUGCGGGCAGAUCUUAUGGAUGUGUUGUGUCCUCCGUUUCUCCUGUAGCAUUUUUGCAAGCAGUCUGCCACUUUUAUUAGAGUGCUCAUAGAAGAACUUGGCUGUCUUUCGCGUGGUAAGCAGCAGUCCCUGUGAGAGUAUGUUUUUGAGUUCUCUGCGAGCCUCAAUAAGGAGGAAAUAGGUCCCUUCGUCUAGUGUACGUUUAUGUUCCUGUUCCAGUUCGGCGAUUCGUUUAGACAGGUGAGUCGUACGUGCUUUACGGUCUUUCUUGCGCCUGGUGCUAACUGCUAUGAGAUGUUCUCGAAUGACACACUUAUGUGCCUCCCAUAGCGUAAGUGGUGUGAUGUCUGGGGUGUCAUUCGUCAUGAAAUAUUGGGUCAAUGUGUGUGCUGCCAUGGUAGUGACUUCCGAGUCGUCCAGGAGGGUCUCAUUAAGUUUCCAUUGUCUUUCUCUAGGCUUGAAGAGUGGGAAGCUUGUGUGCGUUAACACCAGUGCGUGGUCAGAUUGUUCCAUCGUCCCUAUGUCUGUUCCAUGUAGUAGCGUCAGAUAUUCUUGUGAGAGGAAUAUGUAAUCUAUACGGCUGUAAUGUGCGUGGAUGGCCGAGUAAUAGGUGUAGUCCGGUCUUCUGGAUGACUCGCCCUCCAGCCUCGUCUUGUACAGGGACUGGAGCGCCGCCCGUAGGCAGUGUGCGGGGACCGCACUGUGGCCCCUGGAGGUAUCCAGGCGAGGGUCAAGUGGUAGGUUCAGGUCCCCCGCAACCACCAGCAGGCCCUCCCUGAAGCUCCCCAGUUUGGCCAGCAUCCGACUAAUGAAUAUGCUGUUUUCUAUUGGAGCUAUACAGGCAUGCAAAGGUAUAGGUGUGGUCUGCGAUGGUGCACUUAAGAAAUAGGGGGGCGGUUCAGGACUGCCAUUGUGUGAGCAGGCAGCCGGCUUAUGUUUGAUGUGGGUCGGCACUGCAUCCCAAGAUGCACUCAGGGUUUUUGUGCGGUUCUGCCGGGUUCCACAAGGUCCCUUUUGCUUUACUCCGCUGCUCUUUCCCGCCUCCCACCCUCGCGGUUCCAUGGGUGGAUUUCUCCCUUGUGGAUUGCUCUCCCUGGGCCGGCUUCUACCCUAGCAGGUCCCCUCCCUGUACUUCCCUACCUCCCCAGCUAAACUGUCCGGCUGUUGCCAAUUUGAGUACAUACCAGAUCCCAGGUUUGCGAUUGUCCAGAUUUGGGCUGUAGUGCCAUCGGGGGUGUCAGCUUCUUAUCAUAUGUGGAUUUGGGAAGGUUCUCGGGAGAGGUCUCAGCUCACGUGGGCACCUCACGCCUGUCAGUUAUUCUUCUGGGCCCCCUCUGCAUCGUUGCAGUCCAGAUUCCAUUUGGAGGUUAUGUGCGGCCUCUGUCUGUCCCAUUGCUCGUGCUGAAGGGCCUUCCAGGAUCCAGUUCGGCACAGGUACAGCAGGAAAGUUGGCGGCUUGAAGGAAGCGGGACACGUCAUUCGGCCAGCGGAUGAUGUGCCAAAUAUUGCUUACCCUAGCCUGAAGGCUAAAUGGAAACCCCCAUUUAUAGGGGAUCCUUCUCUCCUGCAACAUUCGAGUGAAUGGCCUCAGGGCCCGGCAGGCGUCGAGUGUGAUCGUGGAUAAGUCCUGGUAUAGGGAGAUCUGGGUGUCCAUGAAGGUUAUCUGUUUGUUGCGCUCUGGCCUCCUGCAUUAUGGUUUCUUUCAGCUGGAAGGAUGCCAGCGAGCAGAUUAUGUCCCUUGGUAAGCCAUCUCUCCUGGGGGCUCUUAGGGCCCUAUGUGCCCUCUCAAUGCUACAGGCCCGUGAGGAUCUCCUGCAGUGUUUCUCCCUCCGCCUCUGGCAAGCCCAGGACCCUGAUGUUAUUGCGACGGCCUCGGUUGUCGAGGUCUUCGAUCUGUCGGCGGAGGCCAAGGGGGAUGUUGCCUUGCCUCGUGGUCGCUAGGUCUGUGGCUUGUUGGCGUUGCUCGUUUUGAAAGCGGUCCGCUUCCAGUUCGUCCACACGCUGCUCCAGUGCGCUGAGGUUGCUCCUAACUGCUGCAAUCUCUUCUCGUAUUAUGGAUCGCAGCUCUACCACAAGGUCGUUCUUGUCCUUGCGGGUUAGCAUACUUGCAGAGAUUAAUGCUAUGUCCGCUGAUAUUUGGGACAAGGAGCCUGCUGCCGGGUGAGUUUCUACUCGAGUCCCCGGUACUGGAUCCGGGGGAGGCGGGCGACGGUGUCCCUGGCACUGCGGAGGCCUUGUGGUGUAGACAAGAACCCGUUCAUCGGGCCGGGCGGGUGCCUUGCUGGGGUCGUGCAUAGCUGUCCUGUAGUUGUUUGCCCCAUUUUGUAGAAGUUUUUAACGCUUUUUGACGCUUUUUCUAAAGGCUUGGCAGGUUGAGGCCUAGGAGCUAGGGUGAAGUGUGUCUCACUCCAUCGGCAGUCAGGCCACGCGCCCCAUGAAUGCUUUUUAUACAGAUACGCUGUACAGAUUUUAUAGUUAUCCAUUGUACAGCACUACAGAAUCUGAUGGUGCUAUAUAAAUAAUAAAAUAAUAUGUUUCCAUAUACAGCCAUAAUGGACCAUAACUAAACAGUGCUCUCAUCUCCCAGAGUUUGUUUGACUGGGGGAAUCUUGGAAGAACAGAUCAGUUGUAAAAAUCAGGAAAAAACAAUUUUCAGAGUUAUUCUUCGACUUAUAAAUUGUUAGGAAUUCAAAUUCAGAUUACAAAUUUAGGUCACAAUUUAGAAAAACGUAGAAAAUCUUUGAUUUCUGCCAGACUAUUACCGAGUUCAGACAGCAGAGGGCAGUUAAUUCUCUAUAUAUUCUCACUUUCUAUUUGAAACAAAUUAAAUGCAUCACGUGUUUGCUGGGUUCAGUACUCUGAAAAAACAUCAAUAGCAUAAAUGUGACCGAUGCUUACUGAGAAUUGUGAUUUUCUUUCUCUUUUAUCAUUUUAGUAAAUUUUAGCAAACUUUGUCCACGUCAGUUACAACAGGUUUGUCGCUGUAAAAUUGUGUGCAAUGUUAUUCUUAAAGCAUACGUGUCCUGCUACUUUUCACUCACCUAAAAUUAAAUCUUCAUAAGUCUUGAUCUACACAUUGUCCUAGUGAAAUUGCUAGCAAUUGUAUAAAUUUAUUGCAAGAAGUCCUAAACAGUUGCCCUCCCCAUCCCUCUUGGCAGACAGACUAUCAGCAUAGACUAUAUGCCGAUCUCUGUCUGCAAGAAAGCCUGCCUACUGGUUGAUCACUGGCAAAGCUUCAUUUAAUGUUCCGUGCACAUGGGCCAUUCAGAGAGACACGACUAAGAGGCUUCACGCACAUGCAGGGAGGCUUAUUGCAGCCCUGGAACUGUUGGGAAAGAGGUGAGUGUGCCUUAAAACGCAAUUAAGCAAUUAAAAAAAAAAAUACAUAUUUGGCAAUUAUAAAGCAAAAGAAACCUAUUUUAGGAACAUUGCAUUUUAACCACCAGGUUUUGUUUAAGAACUUAUAGCACCCCAACCAGUUCAGAUCAUUGCCGUGGUUUUGGUAUUACCAGGCAACUGGCGUCAUCCCUGGGUUCUGUGCCAAACUAUUUUGACACAUUCCAAAAAUCCCACUUCCACAUGAUGUCCGUUUCGUCCAAAUUUGGUCAGCUGACAUUCCAUGUCGUCUAAAUUUGUUUCCCUGUGCCAAAUUUCUAAACUCUAAUGGUAAAUGGAGCAUUCAUUGUUUUUCCAUUGCCAUAUCUAUCAAUCUUAAAGGACCACUCUAGGCACCCAGACCACUUCAGCUUAAUGAGAAACUGCUAUGUUUAUAAAUGGGUUAAUCCAGGCUCUAGUGGCUGUCUCAUUGACAGCCGCUAGAGGCGUUUGCGUGCUUCUCACUGUGAUUUUCACAGUGAGAAGACGCCAGCGUCCAUAGGAAAGCAUUAUAAAUGCUUUCCUAUGAGACUGGCUGAAUGCGCGCGCAGCUCCUUCUGCGCAUGCGCAUUCAGCCGAAGAGGAUCAGAAGCGGAGAGCUCCCCGGCCGGCGCUGGGAAAAAGGUAGGUUUUAACCCUUUCCUCUCCCCAGAGCCUGGCGGGAGGGGGGCUAUGAGGGUGGGGGCACCCUCAGGGCACUAUAGUGCCAGGAAAACUAGUAUGUUUUCCUGGCACUAUAGUGGUCCUUUAAACUACUUAAAGAGACACUACAGGCACUAUAACUGCUUCAUUACAUUGAAGUGGCUAUAGUGUCUGGAGUCCCCUAACCCUGUCCUUUCAUUCAACGUUAAACCAUUUUUAAUGUUUUAAUGCUAGAUGAGAGUUUGCAUGGUCUAAUGAGAAAGCAUUAGCCUGAGCAGCAAUGAGUGACUGUGAAUGGCUGAAAGUGUUAGCUGACUGCUUUCAGCCUAUUCCAGGGCCAUUGAUUGUAUGAAAUUGUAUGGCUAAAAGGAAGUGUGCAAUCUCUGCCUGAGCCAUACGUCCAGUUGGGGCCAGGCUGUGUGUACCCUGGAAUCCUAGUGUUAAAACUGCUCAGAUUGGUUUGAUAUUGAAUGGAGGGACAGUGCCAGUGGCUCUAAGCACUAUAACCAAUGCAGUGAGAUGAAAUUAUAGUGUCUACAUUGCCCCUUUAAAAACACACUGCAAUGAAAAAUGAAUACAAUCCAGUCUUCUAUUAUGGCCAUAAUAACCUAAAACUCAUAGUUAAUGGUUUUUCUACACUGUUGGUCCUAACCUAAUUUUGUUCAUGGGAAACAAAUGAAUCUUCUUAAUCUGUACUGGAGCCCAUCUUAAUUUGCUUUGGAGAUCCCUAUACAAAUUUCUACACAUUUGAUAUAAUUGUUGAGAUAGGAGGAUAGGGCCAUAAUAGGACCAAGAGAGGCGUUUUCUUGGUAUACUGAAAUACAUGUUCUGGGUAGUGCUUGUCAAUCCUGUUUUAUUGUUUGUUUUUUCUCUUUUCUUUCCUUUCAUACUGGUAACUGAACCCACCGUGUUUUUGUUUUUGUUCUUUGUUUUGUGUUAAUCAUCUAUCAGCUAGGAGUAUGCUAGUAACACUUUGAUCUUUGUUUACGGCUCCUAAUAAGAGUUUUGUAAACAAAGGGAAUUUAGAUUUAGCAGGUAAUUAAAUAGAACAUUUACAUUGUGCUUUGGCUGAGUUGUACUUUAUUGCAUUUUAUCUGUUUAUCCAUUCACUUUAUUUGUGUAUUUCUGUCUGUAGCUAUUGAACAGCUGCGGGUGCAUGUGGAGCGACACAAAGGAGUCAGAAAGUUUGAAUGCACUGAAUGUGGCUACAAGUUUACGCGACAAGUAAGAUUUUGGGUUUGGUUCGCUAUUUUUCUUAUUUAUUUGUAAAUGUAAGCAUUGCCAUAGUAAUUAAUUUAAACAUAUUCAUACAGAGGUUUGAGCAAAUCUUGUGAUAUUCUGACAACCCCUUCAUGAGACAUGACAUGCUAGGACUAAGUAAACAUACAUUUAAAACCUCAAUAGUGGGUACUGGUUCAAAGAUGUCGAUUGCCAUGUACAAAAAAUCGAUCCUGCGUCACUUGCCCAAUGCGGCUAAAGCCCUGAUCCCGCUAUAUUGGAAGAAGACGGAGGCACCCCGAAUGGAGGAUUUGUAAGGUGGAGGACAUUCAGGGAUCCGAGGCGAUCCAAGCCUCACUACUUGGUAGGGGGGACAGACAUGCAGAGAUGUGGCGGCCAUGGUUCGCAUUUGUGUCCCGUAGCCGAUAGAGGGAUGGAAAGGGUGGGGGGGACGCGCGGGGGGACAGCUGGCCCGUCAGGGCGUGACCAACCCUGCCUACUUUAUUCCACCCUACCUAACCUAUACUUAGGCCCCGGGGCAACUCUUCUUUCCUCUCUACCAACCUACUUCUGAUUUUCACCUGUAACCUUUACAUAUACACGAGCAAAUGGAUAAGACACACUAACGCUAUAAUGAUAAGCCUGUAUCUUGUCCGGGAUCAGUCAGUGCACCGUAGAAAGACAACACUAUAAUUACCUCAUUCACGCCUAUCACGGUUUCUACCAAUGACUUAAGGACAUGCGCAAACCCUUAAAGGGUGGGAUAGCUGGGACGGACAGAACCAUGACAGGCCUUGUAAUCACAUGCAACACACAGGUCCAUAUUUGUAUGCAAUGCAAAGCCGUAGUAGCCACAUGGAGCCCCUUGAAAGUCAACUACACCCGGUAUGGUUAAGACCCCACCAUAGCGUAGCUCCUCUUUAGAUACCUAGCACGGAGUACCAUGGGUUACAGGUUACACACAAAAAACAUGACACUCCAAGGGAUGGCCUACAGCUACACACAUUGGUGUCAUGUGGAGAAGGGAAGUACUGUACCACAUCAUGUGCUGAUUGUUGUUGUGCACUUGUUUAAAACACCCAGCCUCUAUGAGCCUGGUAUAGACCUACAUAAUGAACACCUCACCUACUAUGUACGCAGCCUUACUGUUUUGUAUGCAACCAGAACCUGCGAGUCCUCACUACUGAAAAUGUUUGUAUUGACAAAACUCAGUUUCUAUACACACAGAAACUUAAUAAAACAGAUUUAAAAAAAAAAAUAGUGGGUACUGGAAAUCUCAAGGUUCUUAUUGGUGGCCUGUCUCUAAACUAAAAGUCACUGGGAUAUUACAGUCAGUCAUAUGCAUGUCCCCGUUCCAAACCCCACCUCCUCCCCCUUAGAGGGCAAUACAUAAAUACAACCAUGAAAGUCUUCCAUGUGUUUCUAAAUGAUAUUCACUGCUCCCGUUUGCUUAUGUUUAGUGCAAUUCCUAAACUUUGACAACUAAGCAAACGUUUACCUAAAGUUUUAUCAACUACAUUGGUUAAAUCUGUGGACUAUGCCACAAAGUGGGAAAAAAAUAAGAGCAAAGGCUGCGCCACAGUAAAUCGUAAGUAAAUACUGUCCAAUUCCAGUGAUGGAAGUAAAUAUAAAAGAAAGUCCAAACUAGGGAUCCUCACUGUCGUCUUUAAAGUGCUAUGUACAGGGGCAAUACUCAAAAAAGAGAAGAUAAAAGAGACCGCCAAUAGUGCUCUCUGUAUAACAAUCUGAGUGGUAAUUAAUUAAAAUGGUACUUACAAGUGGAGAGUAGACUUACUGCUCUUUGAUGUCAGCGUUGGUGGAAUGAUCCCCAUCUAGGAUUUCUUGGGGUACAGGAAACUUCCAGGAAUUUUAAAACCAGGGUAAUAAAAAGCAGGAUAAAAAAAACAAAAAUAGGAUAACAAAAGGCCAGGAAUUAGUAAAAAAAAACAUUUAUAUAAAGAUAAUUGGCACAAGCAAAUGACCAAAAAACCUUUAAUUAAUAAAUACACAGUUAUAAAAUUUCCAUAAUGCGUUUCGUCAACUGACUUUAUCAAAUGGAAUAGAAUACAAUACCUGGCAGUUGGUGUUCUAUAGGAACAUAAUUAAAAGAUUGGCGCCAAAAUAGUUCAACCAAUUAGAAUAGGGUAAAAAUUGGCAUAUAUAAACACUUUAGCUGAAGUAAAUAGAGGAUAUAAUAAAAUGUUUCUCAUAAUUAUUUAUUUAAAACGAGGGUGGGAAAACUUUUUAAUAAGUGAAAGAGUUUUAUUACAUGACACGCGGCACUUCCGCAUUUUAGGAGCUUAGCCGCAUGGGUAAUGUAGUUUACUAUAGCGGCGGUAUCCGCGGCCGUUAGGGCAGGGAAAGGUGGGAUGGACCAGCGAUCGAGGUAGGUCGCGGCCAUCUUGGGGAGGGCAAGGACAGUAAAAAGCGGCCAUAUUAUGGAGGGCAAGAGUAGAUAACGUUAUAAAAAGAAAACCGUCCUUUUUGGGUCAUUAGAGGUUAUACAUAUUAAUGAAUAGUGAACUAGCUAUUAGCAAUACAGUUAAUCCUCUGCUUCUAUCCCCAAACAAAAUAGGGGAAAAGUUUAUAUUCUUAAAUUCACUUAGUAAGAUGAAAAUAAAUAAAUCCACAUAAUAAAAGAUGGAUAUUAACCCCUUCAGACCGGAGGGCGUACUAUUACGCCCUAUAUUAGGCGGCUCUAAACGCCGCCAGGCGUAAUAGUACGCCCUCCGGUUUUUGCCUACUUACCCAGGGAGCCCCCCGUGGCGGAUCCUGCCUCCUCAGCCCCCUAAGGUAUCUUAAUUAAUUACAAUUAGCGGGACCUGCCUGACAACUCAUGCCGAAAGUAAAGGGAAUUUAAUUUGCUAGCACUAUAUUUAACCCUAUAACUUUCCAAGACACCAUAAAACCUGUACAUGGGGGGUACUGUUCUACUUGGGAGACUUCGCUGAACACAAAUAUUAGUGUUUCAAAACAGUAAAAUGUAUUACAACGAUGAUAUCGCCAGUAAAAGUGAAGUUUUUUGCAUUUUUCACGCACAAACAGCACUUACACGGAUGAUAUUAUUGCUGCGAUACUUUUUACUGUUUUGAAUAUUUGUAUUCAGCGAAGUCUCCCGAGUACAACAGUACCCCUCAUGUACAGGUUUUAUGGUGUUUUCAAAAGAUACAGCGUCAAAUAUAAGGCUUGUUUCAUUUUUUUCACAUUAAAAUUCGCCAGAUUGGUUAGGUUGCCCUUGAGACACUAUGGUAGCCCAAGAAUGAAAAUUACCCCUAUGAUGGCAUACCAUUUUCAAAAGAAGACAACCCAAGGUAUUGCAAACGGGGUAUGUCCAGUCUUUUUUAGUAGCCACUUAGUCACAAACCCUGUCCAAAAUUGGCAUUUUUUUGCAUUUUUCACACACAAACAAAAACUAACGCUAACUUUGGCCAGUGUUUGUGACCAAAUGGCUACUAAAAAAGACUGGACAUACCCCAUUUGCAAUACCUUGGGUUGUCUACUAUUGCAAAUGAUAUUCCAUUAUGGGUGUAAAUUUCAUUCCUGGGCUACUAUAAAGUCCCAAAGGCAACGUAACCAAUCUGGCGAAUUUCAAUUUCAAAUGCAACGUACUAUAUAUAUUUUGACGCUUCCCAAAACGCCAUAAAACCUGUACAUAGGGGGUACUGUUUUACACGUGAGACAUCACUGAAUACAAAUGUGUAUUUUAUUUCAGUAAAAGCAAACAGUAUUAUGACAUUUAGACAGUUAAAAUGUCAUGUAGAACUAAAAAAAAUCAAAAACAAUCUUAUUUUCUCCCAUUUUUUUUCAUAUUAAAUUAUGUUUCAUAGCUAAAUAUUUGAUAUUAAAUGAAAGCCCUGUUUCCCCUGAAUAAAAUGAUAUAUAAUAAGUGUGGGUGUAUUUACUAUGAAAGAGGUGAAUUACGGUUGGACAGACAUGUAGCGCAAAUGCCAGGUUUUGUUUACAUUUUGUUUUGUUCACAACGUGUACAUUUGGCUCCGUCCUUAAGGGGUUAACAAUAUGAAUCAACUUAUCUACAAUGUAGAAUAACAUAAAGAAUAAAUAAAUAGAUAAACAAUAAAAGAUGAACAAUAAAAGGGAUGUAAAAGCAAAAUAAUAAAUGCAUAAUCUCUUUUAAAAUCAAAAUCAAAGUCAAUAAAAUAAUUAUUACAUUAGUAAAAUAUUAGCAAUGAAGGAUCUGUGUAUGUUGUCUCAUAUUCUUUCAUCAUAGGCAGACUACCGAGCUGCUUUGAUAUGGAGGUCCAGAUGACCCACUGUACCUGAAGGCUUUCAGUGGUGCUCAAUGUCCUCAACUCCCCUCACCCCCCAGUAUGUUGACCAUGUGAUGGGGACAAUUCUAUUUUAAUAUGGGGGUCCAGAGGUCCCUAUAACUGCUCAGUGUCAAGAAUCUUCCUCAACAAUGGUCAUGCCUGCCAUAAAGUGAGCAUGCCACUUAUUACCCUUAGUUUGUAUAGUUUUUUGCUGGUUGGGGACAUUUCCCUGUAGUCCCAAAUCGAGACAUGAUACAAACCCAGGGCGUCAGGACAGAACCCUGGAUACAAGAUGGUCCUAACGAAGGGUGUGCAUGUUACGAUGAAUACAUAGAGUGAAAUGCACAAGUUGAUCCGUGAAUUAUUUUAGUGAAUACCUAAAGUACAAUUUUAGAUCCAAUUUGGGGGUCGGUUACAAGAAAUAGCCACCUGUGUGAAGCGCUUGGUUAAGGAAUGCAAUAGUACGUUUUUGCAAUGUCUUUUAAAAAAAAAAAUCAUUGUGGGAGUAGUGAAAGGAAUGUGCUGAGAUUAGGUAAUGCUGUAGCGAGGGAGAGAAGAUGUGGCUGUAAAAAGUGCUGAAUCAAUGUAAUAUAAGGCUAGUUUCACGAUUUCCAGUUAGUUUUUUAUUCUGCCUUGCUAUGGAGAGAGCUCACAAAUGAUAUACAUCAUAUGCAGUAUGAAUGCAUUUGUUAUACACUGAUCAGCCACAACAUUAAAACCAUCUGCCGAAUAUCAUGUAGGUCCCCCUCAUGCUUCCAAAACAGCUCUGAUGCGUUGAGACUUGGACUCCAUGAGACCUCUGAAAGUGUCCUGUGCUAUAUGCAAAUCUUUUAAGUCCUGAAAGGUGCGAGGUCCAUCGAUCAGAUUUGAUAUUCCAGCACAUCCUACAGAUGCUCAAACGGAUUGAGAUAUGUGGAAUUUGGAGGCCAAGGCAACACCUUGAUCUUUGUCAUGUUCCUCAAACCAUUCCUGAAAAAUGUUUUCAGUGGUGCAUUAUCCAACUGAAAGAGGACACUAACAUUAAGGAGCACAAUUGCCACUAAAUGGUGAAUGUACUCUGCAACAAUCUCUAGAUAGGUGAUACCUGUUAAAGGAACAUCCACAUGAAUGCCAGGACCAAAGGUUUCCCAGCAGAACAUUGCCCAGAGCAUAACACUGUCUACACAGCCUGCCUUCUUCCCAUAGUGCAUCCUGCUGUCAUCUCUUCCCCAGAUAAACUACGCACACACAGCCAUCCAACUGAUCUAAAAUAAAACUUUAUCAGACCAGGCAACCUUCUUCCAUUUCUCCGUCCAGUUUUGACGCUCACGUCCCCAUUGAAGGUGCUUUUGGUGGACAAGGGUCAUAAUGGGCACUCUGACUGGUCUGUGUCUACGCAGCCCAUAUGCAGCAAACUGAGAUGCACUGUGUUCUGACCCUUUUUUUUUUGAUGUGCGGAAGAAUACUUAUUGACUUGUCAUGCCCCAACAUGGUCUUGAUAAGGAAGUCAAUAUUACUUGUGGUAAGGCAUUUAGAAAUAAAAAAAAUGCACAAUUUGCAAAGGAAUAAACUAUCUAGACCUGAGUGUAAAUAAUAAACGUUACGCCAACUAUGCUAUAACCUCAAGCUGCGGCUGGGCGGCCAUCUUGGACACAAUGCUAAGACAGAAUCGGUAAGGUCUGUUCAAAUUCAGCAAAGGAGCAAGUUCCCCAGGUAUAAGAACCAGUGGGGGGAAGUGACGGGGCUGUUGUGUAGACGCUUUGAGCCUUGAGAGUCAGUUCAGAAGAUCAUCUUCCUCUCCAGCCUUUAGGUCACCAGCUUCAAUAGGCCACAGGUCUGGACGGACCAAUUGCUUGUCGCUGCUGUGGUUUACAGGACCGAUAAUGUCCUCUCCGGUGAGUCGUUGGACUGCUAGUUGCUCUGGGACAUUUCCAGCGAUAUUGUGUCGGUUUAAACAAGUUAACUGCUCAAAAGUACGUCCAGCCAUCUUGGGAGUAAGGUCCCCGUGUUCUGACACCUUUCUAAAAUGACCUGCAUGAAGUUUUUCAGCAAUUUGAGCUAUAAUAGCUCGUAUGUGUGAUUGGACCAAACGUAUUAGCCUUCGCUCCCCACUUGCAUCACUGAGCCUUGGGCGCCCAUGACUCUGAUGCUGGUUCACCGGUUGUCCUUCCUUGCUCCACUUUUGUUAGGUACUAACCACUGCACACUGAGAACACCCCAGAAGACCUGCUCUGACCCAGUUGUCUAGCCAUCACUACUUGACCCUUGUCAAAAUCACUCAGAUCUUUGCCCUUGCCCAUUUUCCUGCUUCCAACACGUAAAAAUUCAAGAACUGACUGUUCACUUGCUGCCUAUUAUAUCCCACCCUUUGACAGGUGUCAUUGUAACAAAAUAAUCCAUGUUAUUCAAUUCACCUGUCAGUUUUGGCUGAUCAGUGUUUAUGAUGUGUGAGUAUAUAAGAAAAAGUGCAUCUCUGUUUGUGAACAUGGUAAAUUUGUGAUCUCUGAGGAGGAAGUAACUAAAUGCACUUUUGACAGAAACACUAGCAUAGAAAGGCUUUCUUUAGGAAGAUAUAGUUUUGAAUGAGUCGUAAUUUCUUUGAAAUUCCAGUGUAACUAAAAGGAGACAAAGUAGGGAAUAUUUUGUCUUAUGCUUUUUGUUAUCUUUGGCAAAAUAUGGAGUUUGCUGUCAUUUCCUAUCUACCAUUGGUUGCAAUCGCUGAUAGAUACGUGUAUCUUGCAUGAUGGCACCUUAUUGCUCAUGCAUGAGCUUAUGUAGGCAUUAUCUUGCGGUAUCCCUGUGGUAAACUGUCUCACAUGCACAAAAGUGCAGGGACAGCAGCAGAUGAAGAAUUAUGGUGGCAAGACGAUGGCUAUGAUGAAGAGGGACAGGUUAAGAGAAGUAUGUUGUCUUAAAAUGCAAAGGCUAGCAUGUGACUGCCACGUUAACGCAGCUGUGAUUGUGUGUACUUGUGACUGUGUAUAGGUCUGUGAUUGUAUGUGCAUGUGUGGAUCUAUGAUUGUAUGUAUGUGACUGUAUAGGUCUGUGAUUGCAUGUGUAUGUAAGUGACUGUGUGUAUAGGGCUGUUAUUGCGUGUAUAGAUCUAUGAUUGUGUGUGUGUGCGUGUGCGCGUGUAAGGAAGAAAGGAAUAUGGCAUUUGCUGGGAGAGUGCAUGUGUAGUGAAUGGAAAUGGAGUUUGUCACUGUAAGACAAAAUCUGUGGUGUCGGUGUGAUAAGUGCGCCAGUUGUGUACAUGUGAGGACGUGAAUGUGAUUCCGGUAAUUGCAUAGGUUUGCCCAUGGAGAGUGCAUCUGCAAUGUCUAAAAGUGGUGUUUAUAUGAAGGGUAUGUAUACAUACAUAUGGCUUCUGUAGUAGAGUAAAUCUGUGCUGGUCAAUAUUAGAACAGUGAGUGAAGAUUUAAGGCAUGACAUCAUGGUGUGUUUACUGGGAAUGCAUAUCUGGUAUGAGUGAGGGCAUUUAAAACAACCAGCAAUUCUGAGCUGUGGGAGAGCAGCGUGCAACAGUAGUGCUGUGAUUAGAAUGAAUCCAUGUUGGUGUGGAGCAAUCAUGUGAAACUCAAUCUGGAAUGGGCCACGUAAGGUUUAAGUUUAUGUGGGACGCAAAAAAAACAAAAAAAAUUUCAUAGAAACGUAGGUUUAUUUUAAAAAGUACAGUAUAAAAUAAACAGCAUUGCGCUCUACUAAAUCCCAGUUCCCCCACUAAACCACAGCACCCCCUCUACCACCAUGUGCCAAAUUUGAUCCUCCCGCAGACACACACACAUACUCACACACAAACACACACAUUCAUUCUUUUCUUUAUUGCUCCUUACCUUUUGGAGCCGAUGCAGAGCAUCUCCCUGGGGUCCUUCUAUCUUCUCACUGCUCCCUCGCGCGGUUUAGUGGUGCCGGAAUAGGACAUCUUAUUCCGGCGCCCGGCUUCACUACAGACUGUGCGCGCGAGGGAGCAGUGAGGAGUACAACACUGAGCUCCCUCCCCCCGGCCUGGUAAGUGUUAGCAGAGUAGGCACCUGCAAUGUGGGGAAAGCAGGUGCCUAUUCUGCUAUAGCACCAGCAUGUACUCACGGCUCGCCGGGCCGCGAGUUUGACAUGCUUGGUGUGGAGUAUUGACUGCCUGAUGAUACUAUUAAAUGGAAACUAUAGUCACCAGAACAACUACAGCUUAUUGAAUUUGUUCUGGGGAGUAGAAUCAUAACCGUCAGGCUUUUUGCUGUAAACACUGUCUUUUCCAUAGAAAAUGCAGUAUUUACAUUACAGCUUAGCAAUAACUUCACUGGCCACUCCUAAGAUGUCUGUUAGAGAUCCUUCCUGGGUCAUUGCUGCCUAAAAUGCAUCAAAACAUUCAGUGUCUCCUCCCUCUGCAUGCAGACACUGAACUUUCCUCAUUUUUUCCUCAUUCGUUGAUUCAAUUCAUCUCUAUGAGGCGAUGCUGAUUGGCCAGGGCUGUGUUUGACUUGUGCUGGCUCUGCCCCUGAUCUGCCUCUUUGUCAGUCUCAGCCAAUCCUAUGGGGAAGCAUUGUGAUUGAAACAGGCUACCACUUCUGCUGAUGUCAGCAGGCAGGUCUAAAGGAAACAGGGACAAAGUAAGCAGCUGCAGACUUGAACACAAGUAAGAUUUUACUAUAUUUAGGGAGACAUGAGGAGACCAGGGUGGCUAGAUAGUGGUUUUAACCUUAUAGGGUCAGGAAUACAUGUUUGCGGUCCUGACCCUAUAGUGCUCCUUUAAGACACAAUAUAAGCAUACAUAUAAAUUAUGUUGUAGUUUGUGUCUCUGUUCCUCCCACAUGUUUGUUGAACAAAAUCCAUCCUCUAACCCAAUGUCAGAUAGCACUGUCUUACAACAUUAGAGAUAGGUCUGUCAGCCAAGUAAUGUACUCAAACUUGCAUUAAUCAGGAGCAGGAUCGAAAAUCAUAAUUUUAUUUUAAAGUAUACAUAGUUAAUCAGUUUUCUUGCAUGUUAAACAUGUUCUUAUGCAUUCUAUGAUUGCUUUUUAAGGCACAUCUUCGACGCCAUAUGGAAAUUCAUAACCGAAUUGAAAAUUACAAUCCACGUCAAAGGAAACUUCGCAAUCUAAUAAUUGAAGAUGAAAAAACUGUGGUGGUCGGUUUGCAAAACUCAGCCGAAAUAGUUGACCUGCAGAACCAAUCAGUGGUGGCUGGUUUGCAGAAUCAGCCUGUUAUAGUCACUUUGCAGAGUCCAUCAGUGGUGGUUGGCUUGCAGAGUCCACAUGAACUUGAGGUGGGCCCUGGUGAAGUCAUAGUUGAGUCUAUUAAUUCAAACCAACUUUCGGACGAUGUUACAGAGCAAAGGAUAUGCCCUCCUGACGCAUUCCCUCCUGAUGUUAUAGAGCAGUCCAUUUUCAUUACAGCAACAACAAUUCCUGAAGAUGAAUGUGAAACAUGAUCACCUCCCUGUGUUGCAUUAUUAAUAAAGUUGGAGGUUUUUUGUUUUGUAUUUUUAAUAUUUAUUAGCCUAAGCUAUUUUCUUUACUCAUGAAGAUUGUUUAAAGCUACUUAUUUAUACUCGCAACCAUUUUCAAUGCCAGUUACAAUUUACCUCUUUCAAGUGACCUAAUAGCAAUAAGCAGACAGGAUCUAAUGUGCAUUAAUAACCAAGAGCAUAGGUCUCCAUCUUAAACAGCUUCAGCAAUGUUCAAAAUAAAUGCUCCAAAUUUCAAAUCUGGAUUUAUUAUUUUUAGGUUUUUUUUUUUUUUUUUAAUUAUGCAUAAAUUGUAAAGUAUCAAACAGGUGGAUAUACAAGUGAAUUGCAAAAUUUGGAGUGGAUCUAAAACUGGUUAGUAGACUUUCAUAAAAUAAG
Messenger RNA from Pelobates cultripes (western spadefoot toad), 44822 nucleotides. The record is from the annotation of a GenBank genome assembly. NCBI's taxonomy places the organism in Eukaryota, Metazoa, Chordata, Amphibia, Anura, Pelobatidae.